AAGAUGGCGGCUGCGGCGGGGAGUCGGAGCGCGUCGUCCGGAUUAACGGCAGCCGCGGGCGGUGCUGCGGUUCCAGGCAGCCCGGAGUUGGGGUAUCUGGCAGGGGAGGCUGGGGAGCAGAAGGCGGACUGGAGGCGCAAGCAGCUGCGCAAAGUGCGGAGUGUGGAGCUGGAUAAGCUGGCCGGGAGAGCCGAGUCCGAGCUGCUCAGCACACCGGGACCAGCCGGGGAACACGAGACCGGCACCGCGUACACCGGCACGGCUGGGGAAACCGAGGACACCAUGGGGAGCCACAGCACCGGGUAAGGGGGUAAUGGGCAGAAGAAAGGACCCCCAGAUCACCUCCUGAACCCGCACUAUGGGAGCACGGAUUGGGCUAUAGAGGGGUCCAACUGCGGGGGGAGAGAGAGAGAGAGUACCUCUUACUGGGGAUAGGGGGGGGAACCCCACUGACAGGGUAUCAGGGGAGACAGCAGGGGGAGAACCCCCGCUGACAGGGUGUCAGGGGAGACAGCAGGGGGAGAACCCCCGCUGACAGGGUGUCAGGGGAGAGAGCAGGGGGAGAACCCCCGCUGACAGGGUGUCAGGGGAGAGAGCAGGGGGAGACAGCCCCCCACUGACAGGGUGUCAGGGGAGACAGCAGGGGGUGAACCCCCACUGACUGGGUGUCAGGGGAGACAGCAGGGGGUGAACCCCCACUGACUGGGUGUCAGGGGAGACAGCAGGGGGAGACAGCCCCCACUGACUGGGUGUCAGGGGAGACAGCAGGGGGAGAACCCCCACUGACUGGGUGUCAGGGGAGACAGCAGGGGGAGAACCCCCACUGACAGGGUGUCAGGGGAGAGAGCAGGGGGAGAACCCCCACUGACAGGGUGUCAGGGGAGAGAGCAGGGGGAGAACCCCCACUGACAGGGUGUCAGGGGAGAGAGCAGGGGGAGACAGCCCCCCACUGACAGGGUGUCAGGGGAGAGAGCAGGGGGAGACAGCCCCCCACUGACAGGGUGUCAGGGGAGAGAGCAGGGGGAGACAGCCCCCACUGACUGGGUGUCAGGGGAGACAGCAGGGGGUGAACCCCCACUGACUGGGUGUCAGGGGAGACAGCAGGGGGAGACAGCCCCCCACUGACUGGGUGUCAGGGGAGACAGCAGGGGGAGACAGCCCCACUGACUGGGUGUCAGGGGAGACAGCAGGGGGAGACAGCCCCACUGACUGGGUGUCAGGGGAGACAGCAGGGGGAGACAGCCCCCACUGACUGGGUGUCAGGGGAGACAGCAGGGGGAGACAGCCCCCCACUGACUGGGUGUCAGGGGAGACAGCAGGGGGAGACAGCCCCCACUGACUGGGUGUCAGGGGAGACAGCAGGGGGUGAACCCCCACUGACCGGGCAGAGAGUACUCAGACUGGGAAUAGGGGUGAUGGCAGGAAGUGACAGAAGGACUAGAACUGACAGCUGUGGAUGACCCCUCAGAAUGUGCAUUGGGGUGCCAACUGGAGCUAAGCAAAAUUCUCAGGUUUAGAUAAGGUGGUUCUACCCAGUAUGAGGUUGAAAAGACUCCUUGUCAUAGUAAUCGAAUAUUACACAAAAAUAGGUAUUUAAGGUAUUCUGUGGGGUAAGGGCAGAUUUUUCUUUCAAUGAUCAACGUUUUGUGAGGCUAGACAUGCAUAGUCCUUGUGUCAUGGAAUUUGCAAUUUACAAAGAUAUGGUUCUGUUGUCCUUCCUGCCUUGUAUCAUUUUAUAUGGCUCCUUCAAUGUCAGCAAAGAGGUUACAAUGUUGGUUAAAGUUCAGAUAGUGCACAAAAGGAAGUUGAGUACUAUUUAAUUGCUAGGUUGGUAUUACUUUUAGAGAAUACAUACUUGGCAAGGGAUUUUGUGUAAUGAAAUGAAAACUUGUGUGCUGUAUAACCUAUUGACUCAGCUGUCAAGUCAGAGUUUUUAAUGCUAGAAUAAAUGUGUUUUUUUCCAUCUAAGCCUGUAACAGCCACUCGUGUUAUACUGCCCUGGAUUCUAAUGGAUCAGUGGUUCCUCUUCUUGGCGGAAAACAAUAAAAUGGCAAACAGCCCACUUUAGCUUGUCACCAAUCCACAGCUUAUUAAUGUACUCUGCAUAUUAAUAUUGGGGUAGGUUUAGUAUGUUGGAGUAAGAUCAUGGUAUCUGGAGACUUGUGUACAUUUCUUGAGUCAGUGGUUGCUAAACUUUGGUGCUUAGCCUAAUGCUUCAGUGCCAGGGAUUUAAUCUCUCUGAUCUUCUUAAUGUGUUUUUAAAUUGUUGCAUACUUGCUGUUAAUUAAUAUGCUCUUUUUAAUUUUUUUUUUUUUUCUUAUCGAUUAAUUUUGUGACAGUUUGAUCUCACUUGAUGAUAAACUAUAUGUGAUAUUAAUGCCGAAAACAUUGUUUUUUUCAUUUGUUCUUUAUAUUUUAUCCUAUGGCAACAGGUAUGUUUAGGUUGUAAGCUUGUUUGAGCAGAACCUUGGCUUAACUUUUAAACAUAUGCCUUAUACUCCUAUCAUACAGCACUUUAGAAUGUUGGUGCCCUGUAAUUAAAAUGCUUUGAAGAGCCUGGCGCAGAUCUGAUAAUACUAAUUUUUAUUUCAUUACUAUGCUAGUAGAAAUAUAUCUGUUUAGCCCACAAACGUGAAACCUAUGUUAGUGUUAAAUCAAGUAACCAUUAGUUGCGUUUUUUUUGUUUGUUUUUUUUCCCUAAAUGCUCAUUUUGCUUUGUUUGUUGGUAUUUUCAUUGGGGAUUAGUUAAUGGCAUGUGUAAAAAUGCUUUGAUAUAAACUAGUAAUGGUAAAAGCAGAGGUCAUGUAAAUGAAGUCACUCCUGCUUUUGAGGAAUGGUGCUGUGCAAAUUUUUCUCCCUUUCUGUCCGGUGUUUAGACUUGUCUCUACAUUUAAAAUACACAAUAUGUGCACGGUCUCCUCUGGGCAAGCAGAUUUACCUGUCUCUAAGCUUGCAAAAGGACACCCUUGCUUGAAAUUACUGUAGGGUAAAAAAAUUAUUUUUUUUUUUCUGUAGUUCUUUUGUCUUGUUUCAAAUGUAUGUUGUGGCAAAAUUUAGUCCUUUGCAAACCUUAAGUAUUCUACUACAUCUCUUUUACUAUGUGCUGGACACGCAUAUAGCACUCAAUGGGUUAAGACACUGUUUACAUUUCCAAUUGCACAAGCAACCUCCAAAUUAUCAGGUGUGUAGGAAAUCACUUCACAUCAUACAGUGCCAUUUUCAGUACUGAUUUUUAGCUGUUUGAGUGACAAGGCAUUGAAAGGUUGGUUACGCUUUAUAAGCAUUGUGAUUUAUGAAAACAUUGUGAUUUACUUGAAUCCACUGUUUACAGGACUGCUUCAAGUUGCCAUUUGCGAGUGACAAUUUUUGUGAGUAGAAAUUCACCCCUGAAGGUUAUACUAUGGCUUAUAGUCACAAGACACCUUUUUAAGGCCUGUAGCAUUGCACUGUAAAUUAUUUUAUUAUUUAGUGCCAUCAGAUUCCGUAGCGCUGUACAUUUCUGCCUCAGUAAAUUUGUCAUUGGGGUCAGGACGCAUAUUGACAGAGACCGGAUCUCUGUUGGUAAGUAAAUCCUUUAGUUUACUGAUGAUUCAGGUCCCAGCUCCUGUGGUCUUCAGGCACCAUAACCACUUAAAUGUGUUGAAGUUGUUAUAGUGCCUGCAGUGUCCCUUUUAAACUUCACAAAUGUUGAACAUCAUAAGAAAUGCACUCAUUGUAUGCAUCUAUAUUUACUAAGAUAAGCCAUUUCUUACAAUAGGAAUAGCCAGGUUGCUUUAGUUACUAAAGACUGUAAAAUAUUGAAACAAUUUGUGCUAUUUGGAGGAGUGUUUCAUGCAAUUAAAAGGCUUUAGCUCUUGUUGAAAUUUUUGGUUGCACAUGGAAGUUUACACUUGAAUAGCAUUGUGCAAAAAUGAUUGGAGUUCAAGGUGUUGGUGUAAGGCUCGGGUGUAGGGUCUUUCACGUAGUUAAUAUGCAUUAGUGUUGACAUACAUUAUCUCUCCCUAUCGACAAUCUUUUUUAGUAGUGAGAAUUUGUUGGCUCUAUAACUAGAUUGACUUCUUGAUUUUCCUCCAAGCUCUUUCGAGCCCAGGUACAUGCAUGCAGUGACAUGUUUGCUCUCCUACUUACAGAAAUCAUGUACCCUGUGUUUGUGUUUUUUUUUUUUUUUUUUUAUCAAAAGCCUGAUUCUGUUGUAAUAAGAGGUUCAAACUUUGUACAAAACCAUAUUUGGUCAUGUUGAUGUCUGUAAUUUUUGUUUUUAUAUCAAGUAAACAUUUGUAAAAAUGUUUCCAUCAUAUAUUUUUUUUCUUUAAGGAUGUUUUCUCUGACUUAUGUUAAUUGCAACACUCACUGGUGGUCUAUCAUCACCAAGUGGUCCUUAAACGAACACUCCAGGGAUUUUAACUACUGUAACAUGCUGGCCAAGCCAUUUUAGAAUGACUUUGCUCUACCAGGUGUCCCUCCCCAAAUCCACUACUGCUGAGUGCAAGAAGCUUUCUUCUUUGAAAUAAGUCGUUCAAUGCUAAUGGCUCUAACUUAGCUGUAAGUGGUAAGUGGAACGUCAUACCCAGUUAAGAAGUCAAACCAUUCAAAAAUGGGUUGACUCUUUAUUAUAGGGGUCAGGGGUGCCAGGUCCUCCAAACAACUACAGCGAUUUGUCUUUAAUCUUUUUAAUGUUAUGUUUGCUUUUUACUUGUAUUUAAAAAUGGUUAAAAGUCACGGCUGAGUAAACCUAAAGAAUAGUGAAAUUAAGCUGUCUUUUUAUAUCUCCUUUUUAUUUCCAGUUAAGAAAAUGGUGCAUCACAUGCAAAAAAAAAUUUCUCUCUCCAAGUUUUAUACGUGACUUACAUUUUUUCAUUGUAUAGUUUCUAUUAUUUUGUUUGUGGUUGUGUCUACAGUUGGUAACUUCCCACUCACACAAGAUUGUUUAGGUCUUUUUAGACAUAUGUAGAUGAAGGCACUGGUGGAUUUAGAACUAGUUAUUUAACCCCAAAAUUGGGAGACAAACUUGGUUUAUGUUAAUUUACUUGGGUUGGUUCCUUUUUGGUUUGAACAGGUACAUCAUUUUCAUUAGGCCUCAUAUAAUUGCCCACAAUAAACUUUCAGUAGCAGUUGCACUGCUUUCUGCAGUAAAAUACUCUCUUAACAAUGGGAGACCUAAUCAAGUUGUUUAAUAGAAUUUAUUUUGGUAGAUCGGGCCACUUGCCUUACUGUAACUUUUUUAAUACUGGAUCAUCAAGCUAAUUUAUAUAAAGUUUUACUAUUCAAUGACAAUAAAACCUUGAGUUUUAUUAUACAGAGGCCUCUUUAUUUACUUUCCUGCAUCAAAAAAACAAACUUAUAAAAUAAAAAACUAAAAUGGAUAUAUCCCCUCCUUCAAUCAGAGCACAGAAUAGGGUAUAAGUGGCCUAAUCCCCAAUCCAAUGUCCUCUUUCUUUGCAAGUCAAAAACUCAAUAAAUGUCUUCCGACUGUUAACCUCAAAACUGGCAAAUGUACAGCUCGGACUAUGGAAAUGAAGUAUUGACUUUGAAGUUGAACAAUAUUCUUGUCCAUAUAUAGAUAUAUUGAUAUAUUGUGUAUCACAAAGAUCACAUGGUAAAAAAAAUGUGAAGAAGAAUAAAAUAUAAUGGUAAAAUAUAAGUAUGUCUUGAAAGUAUGCAAUAUUGGUGCUGGCAACAAUAUUGCCGGAAUGAAGUUAAAAGCAAGAAUAGUUGUAAAACAAUAGUCAAUAGCAUCAGUUGGUUGUGGUGUGUCGGAACUGACCAUGCAGUAGGCCUGUAAUAGAGGGCCCACCUGUUGCGAAUUUUUUUUUUUUUUUUUUUAAAGAAUAGACCUAACGUUUGAAUUUAAUUUCUUAACAUGAUUCUAGUUAUCUCUUAUUUACUUGAUUGCACUGAUCUCAUGAAUUUACACCAUAUGAAAUUAUUCUAACUAUUUAUGUUAACGUUGUCACUAUAAGUAGGUACAAUAUUAAAUUAUAGAAAAAAUAUGUUGGUCUUAAAAACUAUUUAUAACAAUCACAGUACCAUAUGUAAUCUAUACUCUUAUGCAUUUUGUAUUAUGCUUGUACCUAUAUGUUCUUACACUUUUUUCCGUGCAAGCAUAUAAUUGCGGACAUUGAAUCAAAGAACGUGCGUGUGUGCGUGUGUGCGUGUGUGCGUGUGUGCGUGCGUGUGUGCGUGUGUGCGUGUAAAAAAAAAUAAAUAAAAAAAUAAAAAUAAAAAUUAAAAUAAAUUUAAGUGUGUGUGUGUGUGUGUGUGUGUAUAUAUCUUAAAUGUAACAUCAUACAUAGUGUAAUUUAAUGUUAAUAGAAGUAUAUAUUAGUAUUAAAAUACGCUUAAAAUGAUGUUAAAUAUAUGAUAUAUAUACGUAUAAUUACAAUUUUCAAAAAAAAUUAAAUUAUAUACAUAUGUAAUUUCAUUCUAACUGUAUUUUGUUAUAUAUGUGUAACAAAAUACACUUACAAUGACCUAUAUAUUAUAAAUAAGUGUGUGUGUGUGUGUGUAUAUAUAUGUGUGUGUGUGUGUGUGUGUAUAUAUAUAUAUAUAUGUAUAUAUAUAUGUAUAUAUAUAUGUAUAUAUAUAUAUAUAUAUAUAUAUAUAUAUGUAUAUAUAUAUGUAUAUGUAAUAUUUUAACAUAAUUGUGAUUUAAUUAGUUAAAAUUUGAUUGACCUGCCUGACAACCCAGGCAAAAAGUGCAAAGAAUUUGCAUUGCAAGCACUAUAUUUAACCCUGUAACUUCCAAGACACAAUAAAAUCUGUACAUGGGGGGUACUGUUUUACUCGGGAGACUUCGCUGAACACCAAUAUUAGCGUUUCAAAAUGGUAACUUGUAUUACAACAAUUAUAUUUUUAGUGACAGCACUUUUACUGAUAUUAUUGUUGUAAUACAAGUUACCAUUUUGAAACACUAAUAUUUGUGUUCAGCGAAGUCUCCUGAAUAAAACAGUACCCCCCCAUGUACAGGUCUUUUGGAAAGUUAGAGAGUCAAAUGUAAGGCUUGCAUUUCACUUUUUUUCACAUUGAAAUUUGCCAGAUUGGUUACGUUGCCUUUGAGACCGUAUGGUAGCCCAGGAAUAAGAAUUACCUCCAUGAUGGCAAACCAUUUGCAAAAGUAGACAACCCAAGAUAUUGCAGACUGGGUAUGUCUAGUCAUUUUUAGUAGCCACUUACCGUAUUUAUCGGCGUAUAACACGCACCUCAUUUUAAGAAGGAAAUUUCAGGGAAAAAAAACUUAAAGGACCACUAUAGUGCCAGGAAAACAUACUCGUUUUCCUGGCACUAUAGUGCCUUGAGGGUGCCCCCACCCUCAGGGACCCCCUCCCGCCGGGCUCUGGAGAGAGGAAGGGGUUAAACACUUACCUUUCUCCAGCGCCAGGCGGGGAGCUGUACUCCUCCUCUCCUCCUUGCUCGCGACGUCAUCGGCUGAAUGCGCACGCGCAUUCAGCCGGUCGCAUAGGAAAGCAUUUACAAUGCUGUCCUAUGGACGCUUGCGUGCUCUCACUGUGAUUUUCACAGUGAGAAGCACGCAAGCGCCUCUAGUGGCUGUCAAUGAGACAGCCAGUAGAGGCUCUGGAGGCUGGAUUAACCCUCAGUAUAAAAAAAAAAGGGGUUAAUCCUAGAGGGACCUGGCACCCAUACCACUUCAUAAAGCUGAAGUGGUCUGGGUGCUUAGAGUGGUCCUUUAAAUUUCAAAUAAAGAACUUCUUACCCCCCUUUCUUACUCCCCCCUCCCCCUGUUCUCCUCUGCGUUAAGCAUCUCCAUGCAGAGCGUGGAGUCGGUGAGCAUAGAUCUUGCAAAGAUUCCAUGUCCUAGUCCAGGAUGUUCCUUAGUGAUUGUCUGAGUGACGGUGCCUUUUCUCAGUGUUUACACUGCUGACUCUUCAGGGGAAUACUAUAUGCUCCUGAACCACAACAUUAAACUGUAGUGGUUCUGGUGACUAUAGUGUCCCUGUAAUUAUGGGGUGGGGGGGGUGAUGUCGUCUGUUGCUGGUAUCUAUAUUUUCUAUUGUUUUAAUGGGAAAGUAAAUUAGGACAGAAGCAUAAUAUGAAUCUCUUGUAGUAAUGUUUGGAUUCCAGUUAAAAACCACUGGACUAAACACGUGUCUAAGAGGCAGGGGUUUAGUGACCAGAAGUUAAAUGAUAUCACCAACACCAUGCUCCGAUCAGUAUGAGCAAACUCAGGGGUACUUAAAGUGUAAAAACAAACAACCUUAAAUUGCUCCCAUACAUGUUAAAUGCACCACAUACAUCAUAAAAGUAUAUUGUGUGUUCAAUGUAAAAUAAAGAUUUAAAGGACCACUAUAGGCACCCAGACCACUUCAGCUUAAUGAAGUGGUCUGGGUGCCAGGUCCAGCUAGGGUUAACUUUUUUUUUUUUUUUUUUAAAUAUAUAAACAUAGCAGUUUCAGAGAAACUGCUAUGUUUGUUAGGGUUAAUCCAGCCUCCAGUGGCUGUCUCUUGACAGCUACUAGAGGCGCUUGUGUGCUUCUCACUGUGAAAAUUGUGAAUGCUUUCGUAUGGACUGGCUGAAUGCGCGUGCAGCUCCUGCCGCGCAUGCGCAUUCAGCAGGAGAGGAGGAGAGCUCCCCACCCGGCGCUGAAAAAAAAAGUAAGUUUAACCCCUUCCUCUCCAUCCAGCCCAGCGGGAGGGGGUCCUUGAGGGUGGGGGCACCCUCAGGGUACUACAGUGCCAGGAAAAGUGAAGGUGAGCAGUUUUUGUAGAUGUACAAAGUGUUUUGUUGUCAUUACUCAUUUAUGCAUGUACAACUUGUAAGGGAAACAUACGUAACAGAGCUCUUCCUAAUCCUCUGAACUGAAUUUAGAGAAAACUACCAUGAGCCUUUAAUAAGAUCAGUAGAUGGGAAAGCCAGAGGCUGAAAAUAGUCAGUCUAUAUUGAGGAAAGGUUUUAUACUUGUGGGGAAAAAAGUGUCACUGUUUCACUUUUGGAAUGUAUAGAUUUUUUUUUUUUUUUUUGACACAUUUUUACAUUCUAUCCAUUAUAGUUUAUAUUAUCAAAAAAUUUUGUGGAUAGUCCUAUAGGGUUUGAUACAUUACGAAGUAUAGACUCUUGGCUGGAAUUUAAGUGUGUGUGUGUGUGUGUGUGUGUGUGUAUGUGUGUAAUAUCUCACUUUACAAUAUUAUGAGAGGGGGGAUUCAUAGGCGUGCGCAGCCUAUUGCAUUAGGGUGUGCACCCUAAAGCACAAACACACGCCACGCGCGUGUGUGUGUAUAUAUCUAUCUAUAUAUAUAUAUAUACACACACACACUGCUGUGUGUGCUGUUAUUGUGAUGUGUGUGUGAGGGUGCGUGUUUGUGACUGUGCUGUUUGUGUGUGUAUGUUUGUCCUGUGAGGGUGCUGUUUGUGAGGGUGCUGUUAGUGUGCUGUGUGUGAGGGUGUUGUGUUUUUUUUAAAAGGUGCUGUGUGUGUUUGUGAGGGUGCGGUUAGUGUACUGUGUGUGUGUGAGCUGUAUGUGUGUAGGUGCUGUAUGUGUGUGUGCUGUAUGUUUGGAGGGAUUUGGCAGAUUAGUAAAUCCUUGCUGCCAUGUGCCAUCCCUGGUGGUCUAGUGGAGAGUGAACUCUAGCCUGCGGGGCUAGAGUUAACUCUCACGAGAUCUGAGCGUUGCCGCAGCAACGCUCAGAUAUCGCGAGAGGAACCUGGCGGAGCUUCUGUCUAGAGCUGCCUGGGUCCUCUACUGCCUCCCUCCAUGCUGCUGUGGGCCGGUGAGGUAGAUCUUUGGUCUCCCCGCCGGCCCAUGAAGGCUUAGAGCAGAGCCGGCACUCAGAUAGCGCCGAUUCUGCGUGUGUGUAUAUAUAUAUAUAUAUAUAUAUAUAUAAUAUACACACACACACACUCACAGACACACACACACAUACAUACUCACACACACACACACAUACAUACUCACACACACACUCACAGAGACACACACACACAUACUCACAGACACACACACACUCACAGACACACACACACAUACACAAAUUAUUAUAUUUUAAUUUUUAAAAAAAAUGUCCACCCAGCCUCCUACCUGGAGUGCUGGUGGACUUUUCCCUGGGGUCCAGUGGGGGCGGGCGCCUCUCUGCAGCUCAGCGCGCGGCGAGGGAGCUCUCUGCUGUCUGCUCUCUACUCCCUCUCGCCGCGCGGGCUGUCUGCUGAUGCCGGGAGCCGGAAUAUGACGUCAUAUUCCGGCUCCCGGCAUCAGCGCGCGGCGAGAGGGAGCAGAGAGCAGACAGCUCCCUCGCCGCGCGCUGAAGGGGGGUGGGGGAAUCCAUCACCUCUUGCCCUCCCCAUGACAGGGGCAAGAGGUGAAACAGGGGGCACUGAGUGCCUGCAGGAACGCUGUUCCUGCAGGACUCAAACCAUAGGCGUGCCACGGGGAUUAGGGUGUGCCCAGGCACACCCGGCACACCCCGUGCGCACGCCUAUGGGGGGAUUUAACUAUAAAUAGGACAAUUACAAGAAAACUUACAGGAACGAAAGGUUGAAGAGGACCCUGCUCAAACGAGCUUACAGUGUAUGUAUAUGUGUGUGUAUAAUUUUUUUUUAAAUUUUUUUUUUUUUUUUUUUUUUUUACAAUGUUAAACAAAAAUCUGCACACCAGUCAAGCCAUAAGACUUGCUUUCCCCACAGAAAUCCCAAAUCUGCAGUGAUGUUAAAACCGCUAUAUUAUAGCAUUUCACUCAAUAUGUUGCUAAGUGUAACAUCUAGCAUUCUAAUAGGUGUCUCUUAUUUUUAAGGCUGCAAAAGGUGUUUUGCUCUUUUUCAGGAAAAUAGAUGUAAUGCACACACUUUUGAGCCCAGCAAUGUUAUCUACAGUACUUUUAAUAGACAGCAGUACAAUUAUCAACAGACUGUGUUGCUAAUGUUACGUAACAUUAUUUAUGUGCUGUAAUUUUUUUUUUUUUUUUAAUUCUUUAUUUUGGUGGUGCAUAAUAUAGACAUGGUUGGUACAUGGCAAAUAUGUAAGAUGCAGGUAUACAGAGUAGUUUUACAAGAGCAUUACUAUGCUGUGGCACCAAUUUUUAAUUUUUUUCCUUAAUGCAACAAGGUUCAACUUUCGGGAUGUGUCUGAGAGGGGCGACUGGAUAAGGGGGUAGUUGUAUGGGUGGGAGCUCUCAGGUGUUCCCGAGCUUUAGGUAUUAAUAUGCUCGAGAUACUGUAUCUAGUGGGCUAGAAUGGGGUCAGCAUAUUUUAGCUCACGGAGGAUUGUACGUGUUCACCCCGGGCAUAUUCUAAAGAUUGUUUGGUGGCCUGAGAUUGGGAAUAUCAGGUGUGCAGUAGUGGUGUUAGAUCGCCCCACUUAUGGGGUUGUACCUCCGUUUCUAUAAAGUACCCCUAACCUAAGGGGGUAGCGGGGGGGCUGAGAAGUCAGGAGGCUUCAGGCUACGGCCCAAUUCACUAUUAGUCGUCUCCAAUUGCUAUGCAUUCUACACAAACAUGGUAUAUAUGUAAGAAUAGAGGAGAGAGAAGUGAGAAAACAAAUUUAAACAAUUUAUCAACAGUUCUCUAUGUCCGGACUCGGGUGCGUUCAGGUGGUAGUAGCUUGCGAGGUGUCGUUCCUUGGGACGAAGGGGGUGAUGCGGUCUAGGUCCCAGUUUCCAGCGGCAGUGUUAGAGUGCUGUCCCCUGUUCUGCCCUACCAGUCCCAGAGCUUUCAUGAGCGCUGGUGCCCCUUCUACAGAGGUGAUGGUGUGGUUAGUUCCAUUGUGGGGUACGAUCAGGGACCCCGGGGCUCCCCAGCGGUAGAUGAUGUUUGCGUUUCUCAAUUGUGAGGUGACAGUUCCCAUUGAUUUGCGCCAGAGUAGUGUGCUUUUGGUGAGAUCUUGAAAAAAAGACAAGGAGGAACCCUCAAAGGUCAGAGGCGUUUUGUUUCUCAAGGCUGUCAUUAUUCGGGUUUUGUCUUGGAAGGUUAGGCAUCUAAGGAUGACGUCCCUUGCCACACCGGGUGUCAACUUGGCAGAGCUAUUGAUGCGAUGCACCCCAUCUAUGAUUAUCGUUUUGGCGGUAGCGUGGGGUAAUAUGGUGGAUAGUAACCUGCGGAGAUAGUGUGGGAGCUCCUCAGCUGUAACUUCAUCAGGGAUUCCACGUAUUUUUAUGUGAUUUCGGCGCUGUUUGUCUUCUAGGGCCGUGAGUUGCAGGGAGAAGUGUGAAUGAUGUUCUUGUAGUUGGUGCACUGUCUCUUUAAUAGUUUUUAUGUCUGAUCUGGCGUCAAGGAUAUCCUCCUCAGCGGUUUGCACCCGGUCUGUGAUAGUUUGUAUGUCGUUUCUCAACAGUUUUAGGUCUGCUGCCCAUAAUCUGUGUAUGUCAGCAAGCAGGUUUUUCAAGUCAUUUUUGGUGGUGGGGGCCGACCCGUCAGAGGUCUCAAUGGAGUUUAUGAGACUUGCCUGUGUGAGUAGCGUGGGUUCUUUCUCCCUCUGCGCCAGGGUGCUCGCCCCUUGAUCCUCUGUGCGGAGCGUUUUGGGUUGUGUAGGUUGCCUCAGCAUGUCUCCUAUGUCCCUGCCGUCUGCCGUGGAGUUCAGUUUUUGUGACCGGCGUCCCAUUGCAGGCAUGGAGUUUUGGGUGGCGUGAGGCUCGGUGCCUGGCGGGCUCAGAGUGUAGCUACCGCGCAGGAGAGCGUCCAGGCCCGGGAUCGUCGGCGCGUAGUAGGCCGCAGACCUGCGCCGCGGCUUGGAGUGUUUCGCCGUGUAUAAAAACGGCAUCUAUCGGUGCGGCUCCGGUUAGGCAGGUCCGCUGGAGCGUUUUUGUGGUCAGAUGGGGCUUUGUUGGUCGGAUAUUGGCGGGUUUCUAGUCGUUUUUGGAGGAGCGUUCAAGAAUGGCGUCUGGUCUGGUCGGUUAGCAGGCCCCGCCUAUGUGCUGUAAUUUUAAUUGUUUUUUGUUUGGUUUUUUCACCAUCAGUUUCGCAGAAUUGUAUUUCAUAAGUGAUUUGUAAACUUGUUUGAAUAGGGCCCUUUUCACUUCUGUCAACAUUAGUUUUGAUUGUCGACUACUUGUUGGUAUGUAUCUCCAUUAUACAAUUCUAAAGCUUUGUAGAAUAAGUUGGUACCAUAUAAAGGCAAAUUGUGAUAAUAAUGUGAUGAGUGGCUAUUUCAUGCAGGUAUAAUGAGUUAAGGAAGAUGUUUUUAACUUGGCUUUCCCGUGGCAUAGAGUAGUGGGUGCAUGCCUGGAAUAUUUUGGUCUGCUUCCCAGUUUCAGUAUUGGGACCCGAAACUGAUCCCAAGGUUAUGUAAAGUUGAUAAGUCCAGCGGCAUUAUGCACCUAAUCAGGUUCUCUUUGACUGAAGUAAUGUGUGUAGGCAGUUGAAAACUAUUAAGCAGUGUGUUUAUUUUAAAUGUUUCAUGCUAAGAUGUUACAUUUGCUGUGUGCAGCAGUUCCUACUAUUUAAGAAUAUAUAUAUAUAUAUAUAUUAUUUUAAUGUUUUCUGCAUUUUUAUUUUAAAAUAAAACACAUGGCUUCCUUAAAAAUAUGGAGUUAAAUGUUUACAAAGACAACAGGACAUGCAAAUGGACACUAUAGUCACCUCAACAACUACAGCAUAAUGUAGUUGUUCUGGUGUAUAUAACUGUCCCUGUAUGUUUUUUUUUUUUAAUGUAAACACUGUCUUUUUCAGUGAAAAAGCAGUGUUUACAUUGCUCCCUAAGGACCCCUCUAGUGGCCACUUCUCAGACAGAUAUGCGCGGCGCUGGAAUAAAGGUGAGCAAAAUAUAUAUAUUUUUUUUAAGGGGAAUAAAGGGGGCAGGCACCUAUAUGUUAAUCGAAAACAGGGAUGCACAUUUAUGUGCCUGACAACUGUCACCUCAAGCACAUGAGAUUUAUUUUUUAUGUAAUGAUUUAAAAAUGUAAAAGCUGUUUUAAAAUAAAUUACAUGAGAAACUCACGCCUACCAUUAGUACCUACAGCGUCCUUUAGCUAUAUACAUGCACCUGGGGUGAGAGGCAACCUUCAGCACUCCAGAUGUUGUGGACUUUAUCUCACAUUAUGCUCUUACAACCGUAAUGCUGGCAAAGCAUCAGGAGAGAUUUAGACCACAACAUCUAGAGUGCUGAAUGUUGCUUACCCCUGUUCUAUGGUCUUCUUUGCUUCUGUACAGGCAGUGAACCAGUGGAGACCACAGGGAAUUGUUCCUAACCUUUUUUUUUUUUUUUAAAUGUUUUUUUUUUAAUUUUCAUAAUUAAUAAAUAUAUAUAUUUUUUUUAAUGCAUUCAAUCAACAUUUCAAUGAUAUUCCAAUGCAAAAUAAGUUAAGUACAGAAAAAUAUAAAACCCCUUCAGUGACUUGCAUGUAUCCAGCGCCGAUGUCCCUCGGCGCUGGUUCAGGGUCCGCCCAUACUUCUCCCCCCGCCGACGUCAUCCGGCAGGGGAGACCUAUUGCGCAUGCGCGGCAAUGCCCUCUUGUGGCUGUCUAGUAGACCGCCACUAGAGGAGGAGUUAACCCUGCAAUGUAAAUAUUUACAGUUGCAGGGUUAAGGGUAGUGGGAGUUGGCACACAGACCACUCUAAUGGGUAGAAGUGGUCUAGGUGCCUGGAGUGUCCCUUUUAAAGGUACACUAUAGUCACCUUAACAACUACAGCUUAAUGUAGUUGUUCUGGUAUCUAUAGCCUGUCCCUGCAAGCUUUUUAAUGUAAACACUGCAUUACAUUGCUCGCUAGUUGCACCUUUAGUGGCAGUCAAUAUAACACCCUCCCCACCCCAAAAAAUACAAUUCUCAUCACUAGUUGGACAUUUUUAGCUCUGGUGAAUGUAGAAAUUCUCCCCUGCUGGCUAAUUGCUCUAGAUUUUACAUUUUUAAGCCCUGUUUGUAUGUGUGGCAGAGUGAAAAUUUUGAGCCGUGUGUGUGUCACCUUUGAUAUGGUUUGAAGGCACAAAAAAAACACCUUAAAGAGAGCGAGACUGUUCAAUAUAUCUCUAUCUAGACAGCAAUUGAUCAAGGUUAUGAUAAGACACCUAUAUAAGAGCUGUGUAUUGAAUUCAAGGAAUGUUUUAUGUUUCCAUUGUUUUUAUAUUGAGACAGUAGAUGUGGCGAAUACAAUAGCACUGUUCUGCAUAUGUUUUGAAGAGACUAUUUGUGGCAUACUUCACCAAUGUGAAUCCCAAUAUUGAUUGCCUGCUUAAUUAUGGGUUAUUUUUUUUUUUUUUUGGUCUUGUGCAUAGGUACUUGAUGUAAUCUAUAUUUCUGUAUGUAACUUGUAUAAGGAGUAUUUUUCAAUGAGAGAGUGCACCUAGGAACCAGAGCACCUGCAGCUAUUGACUUAAAAUAUUUCUCCUUUAUCUUUUUGAUCCUUGCUGCUUUUAGAAUAAGCCAAUUGUAGCUCUUGUGGUUUUAUUUUUUUGGGCUUGUACAUGUGUCCAAAAGACAAUUGUUCUUUCAAGCUGGAAGAACUAAGUAGUACCAUUCCUGAUUUUAUGUAUUAAAUUACUUUACGGGUUACUGCUCACUGUGCAACUGUUGAUAGAAGUUAAUACAUAAUCCAAUAAAUCUCAACCACUACCUAGUAUUUGCUGGUUUCACUGCAGCGAGAACAGAUCCUGCUGGGCAAAGUGAGUUUCAGUAAUCCUGUGAUCUGAAACGUAACUACAAUUCAGUACAUCAGUGAAAAAUUUCUUUGGCCUGCUUGAAUUAUGUUGAUAGUUCAUAUCGGACCACACUGUAGACUGGCUAUCUUUCAAGGGGGAACAGCAAUAUGUAAAAACUUUCUCUUGUGCAAAAUGCUGACCGUGGCAAUUUAUGAGAAAAUAUUUCCUGACAAACCAUGUGGAAUUUCACCUGGUCUUGCAACAGUUUCUGCUGUAGCUAUCUGCUGAAAUAGAGCAACACUGUUAAAUAUCGCAUCUAGCAAAGAAAUGUCUGAAACAUCUUUUCAAUAAAGAUUUGGCUCCAAGGUAAAAGGCAACUUUAGCAGGCUUUUUGUUAUUGCAAGUAGCAUUGUAUAUAAAGUUGUCAUAUAUACAUGGUGCUUAUAAAAUCUGCACUCUCACAAACCUUGUACUAUGAGGACCUGCCAGACUUAUGGUCCCUAGGGUCCUACAUUGCCAGCAUUCAUCAACAUUGGAAGGGUUACUCCGGCAAACUGUUAUACAUGUAUAUACACUUUUAACAUAUUCCUAAAGGGGCAGCUUUAUGUUUUGUUUAUAAUUUAGAUUUUCUUUUUACAUUGUGUGCAAAUGUUUUUUUCAUAGGAAUGCAGCCACUUUGUGGUUCUAUUACAAACUCAAAGGGUCUUAUGUCUUAUAGAGUUUUUGUUUUGUUUUUUCCUUUUCUUCAUGUCUGAUGCAAUUACACUGUUUCUUUUGUCCUACUUAUCAAAUGCUCUCUGAAUGUACAACGUUUGUGUAACCAAUUCUUAGUAUACAGCUUCCAGUAAAGUAUGAAACCGAUUUGAAAUUAUCCUUGGAGAUACUCUUAGUCUUUCCCUAAUUAUCAGAUAAUUUGUUAAUUAUAGAUGUUUGUGGACCCAAUAAGCAAUUUCUCUUUUAUUCAAUAUGUUCCUUUAAAUAGUUAUUUUUUUUUUCAUGCAUAAGUUACUGUGCAAAGUUUCCCCUGACCACCCUCUUUAAAGGAAAACUUCCACUUGUCAGAAAAUGUUCACUAUUACGUUUACUUAUCCCCUCUAUUUAACAAGCAAUAUAUUUGUGAGGUGUGAAAAUACAAUGAAAUUAUCACUUUGGGCACCAGCACAGCUGCAUUUGAUUGGUCUUGGCAUCAUUGUCUUGCUGUAUAGUUCUUUUUCUUUUUUUCUGUGUUUAAAUCUUUAGUUUAAAUUUUUUUUUUAUUUUUUUUAAAUCUUUCUGUGGUAUAACCCAGCACCUUAGCCAUGGCUCCUCUUUAAAAAUAAUAACUUUUAAAAGGCACCAUGUCAUUCCACAAAAAUCUAUGCUCAUAAGAUUGAGGAUAAAAUUCUAUCUAUACAUUCUUCUAAUGAUUUUGCUAGCAAAUGUAUAGAUUAAGCGAAAAACCUGAUAUAGAUCCAAUGUGAUCUUUGGUAUAUUCAAGGGAGCUCAAAUUUAUUGUUUCAAUUGCACUUGGAGAAGCAUGAAUUCAGACACCUGUUGUCAUUCAAAAUAAGCCUCUGACCUUUAUUUUGUCAGUUGUUUUUAUACAUUAAAAAGUAAGUGCUUAUGUGCAAAUACUCAUAGGACAGUAGUAGGAAAGGAGUGAAAGGAGUACAGAUAAGACAUAGGGAUGAACGUCAUGUACAUAUAACAGAUAAGUUCAGAGAAAGAACAGACUGAUUUAGUAGAGACCGCUCAGGUGGGGACUAUCUGCUCCAGGAACUAGACAUAUAUGGUCUUAAGUGUCGUAUUAAGCAUUUCCUGAGUCCAAGUUAUCCAAUUUUAAUAUAGGAUAUCUAAUAUGACCCCUAUAAGCUUGAACCUUGGAAUCAAAGUAAAUUCUUUCACAAACCUAAACAUAGAUUUUUCUCCCAGCUGUCAGUUAAUGCCAUGACAUUGACUGAGAGAGCAGAAAAGACCUCCCACAGAAGGUCUCUCAUCUCUCCUCCCAAAAGAAACCACAGAGCACACUUCUAGCACCAGCCAGGAGUAUCAGAGUGGCGUGACAUCACUCUGUUCCAGCACUCUGGCACCAAUGCUUACCAAGCAGGGCAAAUGAAAGAAGAACAGAGGAGAAGCGGUGGGUGGUCUGGAGAUGGAUGUUGCACAAAGAGGAACACCCACAAAUCUGCACUGGAAUGGAGGAAAAGUGAUUAAAGGACCACUAUAGUGCCAGGAAAACAUACUCGGACUCUCCUCCCUCUUCUGAUGUCCCAGGCUGAAUGCGCAUGCACGGCAAAAGCCGCGCACAUUCAGCCCGUCCAUAGGAAAGCAUUCUCAAUGCUUUUCUAUGGACGCUGGCGUCUUCUCACUGAAAAUCACAGUGAGAAGCACCUCUAGCGGCUGUCAAUGAGACGGCCACUAGAGUCUGGAUUAACCCUAAUGUAAACACAGCAGUUUCUCUGAAACUAUGUUUACAGCAAAAACCUAGCUGGACCUGGCACCCAGACCACUUAAUUAAGCUGAAGUGGUCUGGGUGCCUAUAGUGGUCCUUUAAACCUUUCUUUUACAUUGAACACACAAUAUACUUUUUUUUUUUUUUUCUUGAAAAAUCUUUUUACUCAUCUACAAAAGCGAGUGGGGAAAAAAACCUGCUAAAUAGAUUCAAAAUUUUGUCCGGAGUUUAAAAAUACCCAGUGUUUACAUGCUUUUUUGCUUUUAUUUAUUUUUUUGCAAGUUAUAGGGCUAUAGGUACAAGUAGGAUAUUAGGUUUCAAAACAUUAAUUUUUAAAAUGUAUCAAUAGUGACAUUGUAACACUAUCUGUCAUAAAUCUCUGAAUAACACUUCACAUGUACAUAUUUUUUUUUAUUUUUAUUUUUUUUAGUAGACAACCCGGGGUAUUCAAUAUGGGGUAUGUCUAGUCUUUUUUUAGUAGCCACUUAGUCGAAAACACUGGCCAAAGUUAGCGUUCAUAUUUGUUUGUGUGUAGAGAAAAAAGUAAACUAAAUUGAAUGCUAAUUUUGGCCAGUGUUUGUGACUAAGUGGUUACUAAAAAAGACUGGACAUACCACGUUUGCAAUACCUUGGGUUGUCUUCUUUUGCAAAUGGUAUGCCAUCAUGGUGGUAAUUCUCAUUCCUGGGCUACCAUACACUCUCAAAGGCAACGUAACCAACCUGGCCUUUUUCAAUGUAAAAAUAUUUGACCCUGUAACUUUCAAAAACGAUAUAAAACCUGUACAUGGGGGGUACUCAGGAGACUUUGCUGAACACAUAUUAGUGUUACAAAACAGGAAAAUGCAUCACAACAAUUAUAUCAUCAGUAAAAGUGCUGUUUGUGUGUGAGAAAUGCAAAAAAAGUCACUUUCACUGACUAUCAUCGCUGUGAUAUGUUUUACUGUUUUGAAUCACUAAUAUUUGUGUUCAGCGAAGUCUCCUUAGUAGAACAGUAACCACCAUGUACAGGUUUUAGGGUGUCACAAAUUACAUUCUCUGGACUUUCGGCCUGGGUUGGCAGGCAGGUCCCUCAAAUUGCAAUCAAUAAAAUUACUUAAUUAUGUAAAAAUAAUGGGGGUUUAGUUACAUUAUAUGAUCAUACAUUGCAUAAGCCUGCCACAAGGUCAAUGUACCCCAUCUUUGGCAGGUCCUGCACUAACAGCCUAAUGUCUGCUCUUAUGAGAUUAACCCACUUACUAGAGGGGAAAAAAAUCCAUCUGGGGCUCUCUGCAGCACCCCUCCCUCUCUCUCUCUCUCUCUCUCCCCCCUCUCUCUCUCCCCCUCUCUCUCUUCCUCUCUCUCUCUCUCUCCCCCCUCUCUCUCUCUCUCUCCCUCUCUCUCUCUCUCUCUCUCCCCCUCUCUCUCCUCCCCCCCCUCUCUUAAUCGAUCACAGGGGUCCUAAUCCGCCAUGGGGAGACUGACUAGGCUGCAGGCAGUCUCCCCACACCAGGAGCAACGCCAAUCGCCGCCUGGGGAACGACGACGAUCGGGUAAGUACAUUGCACCAUUAGGACGGUUCAGUACUAGUCGGCAAUGCAAAAAUGCCGAGGAUGGUCCUCUGUACUGAAGGGGUUAAAACUAGAUUUGUUUCAUUGUGGUGGUUGAUUUUAGUAACCACUUUUGAAACCUCUUUUUUGUUUACUUUUGUAAUUUGUCUUGAAUCUCAUGUGAUUGCAAGAAUCAUGUGCCUUUCAUGUUCAUCCCUAGCAUGAGUAGAAGGGAGCUUUGGACCAUGUGUCAGUCACAUGUGAACAUUUCUGACCGUAAAUAUAUAUUUUAGUCUUUUUGAAAGACGCAAACAUUUUGAACCCUAAUGCUGCAUAAGUGGUUUCAUUCUUAUGUAAGACUCUACGGGGGACCUAGUUAAGGACAUAUCUUUUGUUUGCAUAUAACAGUGAGUCUCACUAAGAGUUGUAUUGAUCAUAUUUUAAUUUUUUUUUUUUAAAUGAAAUUCCUAAUUAUCUCUUGGUCUUUAAAGGACCACUAUAGUGCCAGGAAAAAAACUCCGGAUGUCAUCGGCUGAAUGCGCAUGCGCGGCAAGAGCCCAGCGUGCAUUCAGUCAGUCCAUAGGAAAUCAUUCUCAAUGCUUUCCUAUGGACACUAGCGUCUUCUCACUGUGAAAAUCACAGUGAGAAGCGCAAAUGCGCCUCUAGCGGCUGUCAAUGAGACAGCCAGUAGAGGCUGGAUUAACCCUAAUGUAAACAUAGCAGUUUCUCUGUAACUGCUAUGUUUACAGCUGGCAGGGUUAACCUGGCACCCAGACCACUUCAUUGAGCUGAAGUGGUCUGGGUGCCUAUAGUGGUCCUUUAAGCUUUGGUGCCCUGGUUAGCCAUGAAAUGUUGCUUAAGCACAGAUCCAGAAAACAAAGCAGCUUGAUUAUGUUGGAUAUUGCAGAUCUGGGAUUUCUUUAAAUAACAUGUAGUGGUUGGUUUUAUAUAGUAGGGGGGAAAAAGCCCUUUUGUUUAUUCCAGGAAAUCCUAAUUAUUUUCUUCAAUAUAAUAAACCACAGUUGUACAAAGUCAAAGGACUUUUUUGCUUUGGGAUGCAAGAAUGUGGCCAAGCUAGCAGCUAGUGUACAUUAUAUGCUUCAUGCUUCCUGCAUGGUGAAGAGACUGCUUGCUUGUUCUUUAAAUGAUUCAGGCAGUCGCAUGGUCAUCACUUUCAAAUUGCAAUAGCCAUACUGUGUUGUUGUUUUUUUUAUUUUAUUUUUUUUUAUGUUGAAUAAUGUUCUGAUACAGAAAUGUUUAAGUCAACUUGUCCUUGGGACACACACUCCAUCCCAGCAAACAGCAUGGCCAAACUCUUGAUGGAGUCUGGUGUAGAAUGCUGGUGCUUUAGUAAUGAGACUUGGUCUUGAACAGAGUGAUCAUACACUGCCCCCAACCAUCCAGCCUCUUCAGACAUAAUAAAGGGCCUGAUGUGUACUAGGCCAUCAGGCCGUCCCUGAUGUGUACUAGGCCACCUGAAACACAGUGGUGGUGUGCCUCCGACCUGGACCAUGCAUUUCUAUUUCACAUCUGCUCAAGUUGGGAAGAAUUGCUGCAGGCCACAAAUUUAAUUUAGAGGGCCAAAUAUUUCCAGCGGGCUGUAAUUUGAGACACCUGCUCUAAAAGCUUCAGGCAUAGAGAGCACUGAGAGUUGUAGGCCAACCACAUCUGAAGGGUGCAGUUUGAUACCCCUUAUUUAAAGAAUUGUUACAUUUCUUGGGCUCUGACAUAUUUAUUUCAUAUAAUUCUGUAUCCCUCUUGGAUUCAUGUGACAAAUGCACUAAAGUAUCAUUACCCAUUUAGAAUUAACUGUGAUACACUUAGAAAGUAUAAGGACUGUGAUCACUUUCCAGCUUGUGUUUUGCUGGUACAGAUUAUGAUUUGCUUUUUUGGUAAUAGUAUCUUAUUACAUUUUACUCCAAAAAAACAAAAAACUAAUCUGGACUAUAAAGGAUAAAAAUGAAUCCAUAUGGAAAUAUAUGCAUUUAAAAAAAAAAAAAAGCUUCUUUAAUUGUGAUGGAGAACUUAACCAGAGAUCCUCUCCCCAGCCCCCUCCCUUCAGUGCCUCGUCAGCAAAAAUGAGAACAAAAGCAGAUCACGCUUGGGUACUGAAGCAAGUUUGACUUCUUAACCACAUCCUGAAAUUAUAUCCCUGAAAAAAUCUUUGUUGCGUAUAUAUGUGGCUAGUUUGCUUUGUGAAUCUAAACAUGUACAUUGCAUUUCCUGACUCCAAAGAUUGAAUGGUUUACUAGAACUCGUGUUUUUGCUAAGUUCUGUUGCAGCUGUAUUGCAAUUUGUCGCUUACUUUAACAAAGAUUUGAUAUGGCAGUCAUGUUCCUUGAUUGCAGUGACUUGAUACUGUUUAUUAGCACCCCAAACCCAUUCUUUUUAUGAGUAACUUUUGGCACCAUAACUGCUGUGGACUAUUUUCCCAGAAUUCUUGCCCGUUAGCUGUCCUGGAAUAUAAAAUGUGGCAUAGAAUAGUGCUUAUUGCUUCAGUAGAAGUACUGGAAAAAUCAAACUAGUACCCCAUCUCAAAAAAGUAUUUCCUGAAAAAGGUAAUCCAAAUUUAUAUUUAACAUAAGUCUAUUUCUAUUACUUCUGUUACGGUUUUGAAAUUGAGAAAUGGGUUGGAAUUUUAGCAUACUGCGUUUUUUUGUUUUUUUUUGUUUGUUUUUUUUUCUUCCCUAUUCCCCUUUGGGAGUGCAGAGGUGACUAGUGUGUGAGUGGAGAGAUGCUAGAGCCAGUGUGUAUGCCAUUGCAAGCUAUUAAAGACAGUGUGAGUAUAGAGAUCUUUAGAGACAUUGUGGAUACAGGAGUGAUGGAGAGAAAGGAUAGUCGUGCUAAAAAGUACCAGGUCUAGAAUGGUUAUUGUAUAGUACCUGCAAUAGUCCUUGCAAUAGGAAUGUAGGCACGGUCAGUGAGCACACUCUUUUAGGGAUCCCUUACUCACUGCACUCCCAUUCUUUAAUUCAGACUGCCAUGGGAGGAGGUCAUGUCAAAUCCACCCUGCGCUGUCAGUUUGGAUCCAUAACACAAGGAAGCCAGAGGACAUGGACAGUCUGUUACUUUGCAGCUAGCUGUUCAUAGCAACAUAGAAAAGAGCACUUUUUAUCGCUUGUGAUUGGCUGCAAUGUGUACCCCUUAUCUGUGUAGAUGCACCUCCAAGAGUAUGCGUAUCAUAGGUAGAAACACGGGGAUCUAAAACACAGUGCAUCGUUGGCCAUACACUCCUAUAAAUGUUGGUAGAACUUUUUAGUAUUCAGUUCUAUUGUUACAAAAUUGUUUUGUUUUGGUUAAGGUACAAUAUUUAAUUUGUUCAAAAAUGAAUUUGUGCUGUUUUGUCCGAAUCAGAUUCCUUUUGAAACCACAAUCAAAUUGAUCCUUCCAGGAUUUACCUGUGAUGUCUUUCUCAAUGAAUAAGACAACACCGGUAAAUCUCAAGCCAGAUUAAUUUGUUUUUGUGUGAAUGAAAAGGAAUUGGAUUUGGACAAGGAAUUCUGUAUUUGUUUACAAUUUACACAAUCAAGUCCAUUGGAUUGCAUGCUAUUUUGUAAUGGGUUUUUUUUGUGUGCUGUCAGAUUUGGCCAUUUUUGGUUUGAGCCCCAUAGUACAGUGCUACGGAAUUUGAUGGUGCUAUAUCAAUACUGUAAUAUAAGAUGCUCAGUGUAAGGCUUUAUAUCUUUUUACAGCACCAUCCAGCAGUCUCCCAAGUAUGUAUUCUGUUGCACACUUUAUCCCAAAUGGCAUUGUGAUUAAACUUCCCUCUGUAUUUGGGACUUUUACUUUUUAUUGGUUCGGUAGUUCAAACUACUGAACACGGACCACCCUCCUGGCUCAUUAACUUCAAAGAGAACAGUGAAUUAAGUGCUCUCACUGUGAGGUCGCCAUUUGUAUAGUCGAACACCACGUGCCAGAGAAAACGGCUGCCAUCUUGUUCGCACGAAAGGAGGCAGCGGAACCUGGUCGUUGAGUGUUUGACCUAAAAUCGGACACUCGACUUCCCGAACACCGGUCAGACUAUACGAACGCCUGCUUCCUUUUCGAGAACAGCCUGGAGAGCGCUGUUCGGUAGUUUUGUUCCCACGAACUAGGGGAACAAAGCUGCUAUGUGCCAGGGGGUACUGUUCGAGCAUUUGUUCGGUUUCAAGACUUUCCAAAAUAGACAGAGCACACAACCAUAACUCAUGGAACUAUUUCUGGGCAGGAGCCUUGUGUGCGGUCGGUCAAAUUAAGACCUCAAUAAAAUUCCAAAACCGCUGAACUGAUCUGGGUGAUUUUUUUUGAUAUGUUGGUCACCCAGAUCAGGGCUAUGAAGGGAUAUAACAUUUAUGGGGGAUUUGUUUUGGGGUACUUUUUAAGUUUUUUUUUUUAAUGAAAAAUUAGUCUUUUCUGCCUUGAGAUAAUUGAGUUAUUACCGUAUCUGACUCCAUUAUCUCCCAGGCAGAGAAGAGGGGUUGUAUGAUGUGUAGGGGAGUGUCAUACUUUGUAACCGUGUUAUUAUUGGUUGUUAACUUUUGUGUUGCAGUCCCCAACAAGGUCCAUGUGGGAGUGCCUUUUGCAAGGGGGCUUGCAUAAAAGCCAGUGUGUCACCAUUAAACUUCAUUCGUGUUGUACCCUUCAUCUAGUCUAGGCUGAUGUUUGGGUAACUGUUUACUUGCUGGGUGCUGCAUUCGCCUGGAACCAUUCUAAUCUACACCCGAACUGCGAGCAAUAAUCACUUGGGCUUCAACAGUUCAGGAGAAAAUACGCGAACGCGUAUCUAUAAAUACCAGUGUUUGUAACAGGGAUAUAUUAGGCCUAAGACUUAUUAAAAAAAAAAAAAUAUAUAUAUAUAUAUAUAUAUCUCUAUCUCUAAUCUUUUGGAAUUGUGCAUUGUUUUACAAAAGCAGGAUUUGUUUCCAGUAUGUAUUUGCAGCUAUUAAACAAGUGCCUGGUAAAAUCCUUGUUGUUCCAUUUCUUCCUCUUUUAGAAGAAAAAAGUAUAGACCUAUUAAAAGCCCAUCUAACAUUCCGAUAUUGGAAGUGAAGAACUACAAUGACUCUCUCCUAAACUAGAUUAUUUACAAUGUGGCAAACAAUGCAUUAGUUUUCCAAAAUGUUCAUUUGUGAAAAGUCCUGCCAUUUACCAUUUUCUCUGUAACAACAAAAAAAAACAAAAAAAACAAAACAAAAAAAAACCACUUUCUGUAAAUCUCAGAUUCCACAUAAAAAAAUCUAAUCUAAAUUAACAAAUACAUCCAUGGCAUGUUCGAUUAAAAAUUCUAUGUAAUGUAAAGGCUGUUCCUGCCGUAUUUAAAAAAAAAAAAAAAAAGCUUCUGUGCCUAUUUUAUAAUGGAUUCAAUAAAUCCCUUUAUUUAGAUGUUUUAUGACCUAUUCCCCUUUUUUUUUUUCUUUUUUUUUAUUUUCUCGUUCCCUCUUUUCUUCUCUGCUGUUUGUUAGUGUGUCCCUUCCCUGAACUCUGUUUGCUUGUCCUUACCAUCUUUUACCUGAAAGUUCAGUAAUUUGGGCAGGAUUACGUUUUUAAAAGCUGCUUUUUCCCUGCUGUAAUUUUAAAUUUGUUUUAUUUUUAUUUAUUUAUUUGAGGGGGGGGAGGGGGGGUGUAUCCAUGUUCACAAGGUAAAAGCUCUUUUGUAACAGUCUCCAGGUGCAAAGGUCACAAAUUAAAAUCUCUGAAAAGGCCUGCAGAAAUUAAAAGGAAACUGACCAUUAGUGGUGUGUUUUAAACUUGAAGGAUGAAAGACAGGUCAGGGGGUGGAAAAAGCACAAAGCACAACAGUUACAGGACUUGUGGGAUCUGGCUGGAAAAAAAACAGUCCAUGAGUUAAGGGCCAAAUAAAGGAUCAAAGUUAGUCCUCUGACUACCUGCAAUUAUGCUUGUGGUGUUCAGAUUAGAAAACUUCAAACAGGUUUUUUUUUGUUUUUUUGUUUUUACAUUUUGGUUAUUUAAGCAGUUCACUUUGUUUAACUGCUAUGUUGCCAGAUGUCUGUCUGUGUGUUCUGUUUGACAUAAAAUGGUUUAUUCGGAAUCUGACCAGCACUUUCAGUGGUUUUGUCUCUCUUCCUAUCUGAGUUAAAGGCAAUAUUGUCAUUGGGUUACCGGCUGUCUCUCUGUAUGUUUUAUGAGCCAUUGUUAUUCUGAAGGUCAGCAUUUGCUACAAUACUUCUUUCUAUAAAUGUCUAUAUUUUAUCAUGUUAAUUAUCAAAAUUGUUAGUUGUACAGUUUUAUAGAUUUUCAAGGAUCUCUGAAAAUAGAUCAAUUGGGCUUCACAGAUAUAUAUAUAUAUAUAUAUAUUCCUAAUUUUUUUUUUUUUUUUUCCUAUGGCAAACUUUUACAGUUUGUCAAUCCCAUUACAUCCUGGUCUUGUGUUUAACAAACUGAUGCGCGUUAAGGGUUAAAGACAUUCUAAAUCAGUGUGAUAGGGUAAAUUGAAGGACUGGAAAGAAAUUUGGAGAUACGGAAUUCAGUUAAAAUGCCGAUCAUCCUAAAUUCAGAUUUGCAAAUUGCAAUUCUGCCAAAACCAAAUGUACAAAUCUAAUAGUGUGUGUGUUCUUAUUUUCAGUGGGCAGCCAGUGACCGGUCGAUUUAGUUUAUCUUGUUUGAAUGAUCAGUUACAAAAAUGUGUCCCUAAAGCAUAAAUGCAAGGGGUCAAUGAUGACAAUUCACUGAUGCACUACUCAUUGUGUCUCAUUGAGUGGUAGCCGUGUUAUUUCAGCUCCUAGCCUACUUGUAGGUUCGUGACAGAGUUGAUGUGAUAUAGGGUAAAAUGAUCUUCAGUGUUUUCAAGAUGUAUUAUAUUGUUGUCUCUUUAAUAGAGCCGCUACAUUACUAUAGUGAACGGGAUCUUAAAGGCAGGUCAGAGUUGGUACAGCUGCAUAUUCCUCUGCACAUGCCACAAGGCUGUUCUUUGUCUGCAGUACUAUUUGGUAUUUGCAUCUUUAUAAUGGGCAAGAAUCUCAAAAUUCUUGAAAAAAAAAUUUUUUCACUUGAAACCACUUGAAGUAGUAUAGCAUAAACAUGACCAUAUAAUCUGCAAAAUAAUAGUUUAAGGACGGCAGCACUUUACUGCACAUGCCACUGUGCUAUGCUGGUAACUGCAUACUAAGGAACUCUCUUAAGGGACCAUUCAUGGAACAUUUUGGUUUUCAAAUGCACAAUGCAGUCAAUACACUCUCCCCCACCCCCAAUACCCCAGUAUAGUGUGUGAGUGCAUGCAUGUACACAAAUACACUCCACUCGAGGGGAAAAAACAAAUUGACAUUGAGGUACCGUAUAUACUCGAGUAUAAGUCGACCUGAAUAUAAGCAGAGGCCCCUAAUUUUACCCCCCAAAACUGGGAAAACUUAUUGACUAGAGUGGGAAAUGCAGCAGCAACUAGUAAAUUUCUAAAUAAAAUUAGAUCCCAGUAAAAUUACAUUAAUUGAAUAUUUACAGUGUGUGUAUUUAACAGUGUGUAGUGUGUGUAUUUAACACUGUGUGUGUGUAGUGGGGGAGGGCAGCUCACAGUGUAAAUCUUGCGGUCUGCGUGCCACGCGGAGUGUUGCCACGGUAACCCAUGGCAAUGCUCUGAUGGCCGCGGGUCUCGUGAGAUUUACACAGUGAGUUGACCGGAACGGAGGAGAAGGAAGCUGAACGGAGCGGCUGCACAUGUAAGUAACAGCUUGCUCCGGCCCCCAACAGGACCGCCGGGCUUGUAAUGAGCCCGGCGGUCCUGGUCUGUAUUAUGGCAAUGUAAGUUGCCAUAAUACAGACACUGACUCGAGUAUAAGCCGAGGGGGACUUUUCAGCACAAAAAAUGUGUAUACGGUAUGUGGAUGUUUUAAAAAGAUAAAACCACAUUGGUCUAUUUAAUUAUCUUUGUCCAGUGAUUUAAUAAUAAAAGCAAUAUACAAAGCCAUUACAGAAUUUAAGGCCAAGUAGCAGUGUUAACAAUUGUCCAUUGUUCUUUUUAUGAUUUAACUUCAGAUUAUUUGUUCAUUUAUUUUAUCAGUAUAGCUCUUAGAAUAAUCAAAAACAAAAGUACAAAUUAAAUUUUUUUUAUUAUUGCACUAUUUAUUCGCUGCAGUGUUUUGCAUAGUGAAUGAACGAACUCUCUUCUCUUAAGGUGGCAACAGGCUAGGAUUUGGCAUAAAUCAUUGUUAGCACACAUUAACAUAUACAAGCCUAACAGUUUAGUUAUGAUAUUGAAUUGCCUUUACAUGACAAUAAAUAUAUUGCUUCUUUUCGAAGAACAGAUCAAAAAAUAACUAGAUUUUUGGGAAAUAACAUAUUUAAGAUUCAUCCCAGUUUCCCUAGCAACUUGCAUUAUGCUGAUGUGUGAAUGAAGGCUAAUGCAGUCCCUACACUGUCUAUAGCGACUCGUGUAAGCAAUGAGGCCCUAGCCACCUCUUAUGUUACAACAGAUUAAAGGGACACUAUAGUCACCCAGACCACUUCAGCCCAGACCACUUCCUGACAGCCACUAGAGGCGCAUCUGCGACGCUGGGGGCAUUUAAUGCACUUGCCGCGCAUUCGGCUCAGCUGACGGCGGGGGAGGAGAGUUCACCAGUGCCAAGGGAGCCCGGCGCUGGAAAAAGGUAAGAUGCUGAAGGGGCUUUAACCCCUUUAGCGCCACGGGAGGGGGACCCUGAGGGUGGGGCCACCCUCAGGGCACUAUAGUGUCAGGAAAACCGCUUCGUUUUCCUGACACUAUAUAGUGAUCCUCUAAGGUUUCGUACUCAAGUAGCAAUGUAAGAAACUGACAUGCUGACUGAGAGAAGACUAUCUGUCUGCACAUAACCUGGAGUCAUCGACAACCUGGUCAGCAUUGAUGCAUAUACCUGCAACUGUGAGCUAGUUUACUCUGUUGGCGCAGCAAUGUGUUAUAAUGACUUGCCUCUCUUGCAGAGGCAGGAAUGUAUUCAUACGUUGUUGGCAACAUUUUAAAAUAUUGACAUCUUCUGUUAAAUUCUUCUAUAUUACUAAACUUCCUCCCUAACCAGGUAUAAAGUUACACCAAGUCAGCCCCCUUUUAAAACCAGGUUAUCACUAAAAAGCUCUCUUUAUGUACUGCAGCUUCAUAGUUGUUGAUCACAUAUACGAUAUUUGCUGCAGUGAAGGGGUUCAAUUAUGGAAAUUGCUACUAUGCCUCUUAUGCUCACACAAUUCUAGAUUGUAUGAUUUAUUUUUUUAAAUAAAAAAAAUAAACACGUUAAGAUAGGAGUUAUUGACCUGCAAUAGUGUAUUCUCCCACUUCAAUGUGACCAUAAAUUACCAGGUUUAGUAUAUUUCAAUCCUCAACUCUGUAACAAUAAUUCUUCAAAUAAUCCGAUCUGUAUUUAAAGGACCACUAUAGGCACCCAGACCACUUCAGCUCUAUGAAGUUUUCUGGGUGCCAGAUCCCCCUCGUUUUAACCCUGCAGCUGAAAACAUAGGUUCAGAGAAAUUGCUAUAUUUACAUUGCAGAGUUAUUCCAGCCUCUAGUGGCUGCCACUAGACAGCCACUAGAGGCUGCUUCCGUGAUUUACACGGAGUAAAUCGCACAUAUUUGACGCUGGACGUCCUCACGGAGUCCAGUAUCAAAGAUCCCCAUAAGAAAGCAUUGAGUGAGUAAUGCUUUCCUAUGGGUGGAUUUGAAUGUGCCCGCGCCUCUGGCCGCGUAUGCGCAUUCAGCUCUACUCGGAAGCUGACGUCAAUGGAGGAGGAGAGGUCACCAGUGCCGAGGGAGCCCGGCGCUGGAUUAAGGCAAGCAAAUUAAUGGUUAACCAUUUAGGAGACUAGGGCCCUGUUCCAUGGAACAGGGCCCUAGUCUCCUAAAACGGUGACUAGGGCUCUAUAGUGUUAAGAAUACAUAUGUUUGUAUUCCUAAUGCUAUAGUGGGAGGCGGGGAAAGGGAGGGUUUACAAAGCCAGCAAACGAGAGAUCUAAAGAUUGUGAUGAGAUCUAAAGAUGUUGAGCUAUACCUUUAAUAAAAAAUGCAUAUUAAAUGCAUGCAUGUUGUCAUUGGGGUUUUAUCUACUAACCAGUCAUUAAAUUUUUUCCCCCCAGUGUUUGCUUGGACAGUGGAAUUUCUAAACAAGUCAUGUUCGAGUUUCACAUCCCCCGCCCCCCCGCAUUUACUAGGAAAAUGCUAGGCAGCUUAGCUGAAUGUUUUCAGAGUACUGUUAUCAUCCAGUGCUGGCCAGAUAAUGCAAAAGUUUAACUUCCCAAUUAUUUGAGCAGAAGGUCAAUGAUUUAAGUGUUUGGGUUAUUUUUUUUAUUUUAUUUUUUGUGCUGCGUAAAAUGAGCGGUUGUUGCACUCCCUAUUUUGUCAAGUAAGACGGUAUCCUUUGUAAGUUAACAUUUCAUGUCCAGUGAGGGUGUCCUCUGGGUAAUCAGCGGUGCAGAAUCUCUGUGCAAGAAGCCACAUCUUUGAACACCUAUGUAACCAGAUACCUGCAGCUUAAAACAUGAACACGGUUUUUCACUCUGUUUAAACCUAUGUGAGAACCAGUAGUGUUUGCUGCUCUUAAUAUCUUUUAGUUCCAGAGUUUCUGGAAGACAUAGAGCAUUGUUAAAUUAACAGAAACGAUCUGUGUUCGGCCUUGGUUGAUUAUGAUAAAAUACAUCCACGUGACAUGUUUUCCCUUAAACACAACCUUUUCUUUUUACGAAAGCUGUUCAAGUUUCUUAGAUUAUUGAAAAGCCUGCACCGUUCCCACCUGCAUUAGGAAAACAAAAGGCCUUUGUGCAGUGUGAAAGUAAAUUGGACUUGCUGUCACAUGAGUGGAGAAGAUAGUUCCUGCUUUCCUUCUCUUUGUGAAGCUUGAUCUUUGUAGACUUUGAUAUUUUAUUUUUUUAGGAUUUUUUGGCAACAAGUGUGCUACAGCUUUUUAUUUUAGUGUUUUGUGUUUUUGUAUUUGUCAUUUGUGCAAUACAAAUGUGAACUAAUGUACAAAAUUUGAAAGAUUUAGUUUCCCAGUUUAAUUUGCCAAUAAUUUUAUUGCAGGGCUCAAUUUCCAUUCACUAUUGGCAAUUAGAAUAGUAGCCUUGGUCAGUUGAAAUUCCAUAUGCCUCUCAAUUUAUGCUUUCCUGUGGUUACCUUCAAAGGGGCACCCAUAGUGGAUGGGUGUGGUGCUCACCUGUGUACAUCUGAAAUCCAGGUCAGAUUCUUAUUGGACUGAGCCCAUCCGCUCCGUUUGCAUUGCAGAAUUGACCUGCCUUUAGUGUUUGUCAGUAUAACUGCGACUAGAGGCCCUUUUGUGAAAUGGCUGAGCAAACCUCUGUUUUAAUCAGAUGGUGUCAGAGACCAUCUGAUUUGCACAGUGCAGCAUUUUGCUGGGCAUGCGCACUACUCCACCAAUGCUUUACUAUGGAAAGCACUUGAUUGCCUGAGGUCAUCGAGCGCGAUGUUCUCAGUCAAAGAGGCAAAGCUUCAUGAAGGAGACUGGAGUGGCUAUGGUUAAAAGAUAAGUGAGGUUUUUUUUUUUUUUUUUGUGUGUGUGUGUUUUAAUCCUUGCAGGGUUGGCCUGGUCACGUAAAUCUUAAAAACAGGCACUAUAGCAUGAGGAAUAAAUAUUGUAUUUGGAAAGCUAUAGUGUUGUUUUCAAGUUCAAGGGUUGUUUAUGUGUAUGUGCUCACACAUAAUUUUGGCAAAAAUAGCUGCUUUAGAAUAUUUCUCUAGCCUGCUUGAGCAUUUUAGCGAACUAAUGUUUAAUGUAUAAGAAUGGGAAGGCAUGUGAUACAUAUGGCUAUUGGUAUGACAGAUAUUUUCAGUACUUACCUCCUUAAAGAGACCCCUUGUUUAAAGCCCAUGUGCAUGCUAGCUCUAUUUGUGUUUUUUUUUUUUUUAAAUGCUUAGAUCUGAUAAAUCUGCCAUAUUUUACUGUCCUGCAAAACGCUAACUUGCUAUUUAGCAUUAUUAUAUAUAACUACUAUCAAUGGCUGCACAAAUACCUUUUACAAUAUUUGCCUCACCCAAUUCACCAUUUCUUGGCACUAUUGCCAAUCAAAUAUUAAGACUUCCAAUGGUCAUAUUUUUUUAUUUUUUAAAUAUACUUGUAGCAUCUUGUCUGUUACUGUCUCCAUGAUGUUGUAAUGUGUUUUAGGUUCAUAAAUCUUUCUUGGCAUAAUUGCUGUGAACUGUGCCUGUUCUCAUAAGGUACUUUUAAUUUCCUAAUCCUCCUACUUAGUCAUUAUACCUAGUACCUAGCCACUUGUGAUGCAUACUUUUAAGAUCAUGAUUUGACACUAAGAGCAAUUGUUUAGGUUGUUCUGUGUUUAUUCACUAAAUUGAUAAUUCAAAGUGAAUUUCAAAUUUAAAGGGUUCCUAUAGUGCCAGGAAAACAAACCAGUUUUCCUGGCUGUAUAGGGUUAAUAGGUCCCCGCCUCCCUCUGGGCCCGCCUCAGCUGUGCUGAAGGGGUUAAAACCCCAUCAGCCACUUACCUUAAUCCAGCCCCGGGCUCCUUCGGCACUGUUGACCUCUCGUCCCCCUACCGACGUCCUCCCUCGAAUGGAACCAAAUGCACAUGCGCAGCCAGAGGCGCAUGGUGGCACAUUCAAUCCCGCCCAUAGGAAAGCAUUACUCAAUGGGGAUCUUAUUCGACGCUUGACUCCGUGAGGACGUCCAGCGUCAUUUCAGUGCGACUUACUCACUGAAAAUAGUGGAAUCGGCCUCUAGUAGACCCUCUAGUAGACCCUCUAGUAGACCCUCUAGUAGACCCUCUAGUAGACCCUCUAGGUAAACAUACCAGUUUCUCUGAAACUGUUUUCAGCAGCAGGGGGGCCUGGCACCCAGACCACUUCAUUGAGUGGUCUGGGUGCCUAGUGGUCCUUUAAAGGAGCACUAUAGGAUCAGAAACACAAACAUGUAUUCUGGACCCGAUAGUGUUAAAACCACUAUCUAGCCCCCUUGGGCCCCCUUUGCCUCCCUAAAGAUAGUAAAAUCUUACUUGUAUUCAAGUCUGAAGCUGCUGCCUCUGUCUGUGAACUUGACUCUGACAUCAGAAGUGGUGGCCUGAUCCAAUCACAGUGCUUCCACAUAGGAUUGGCUGAUACUGACAAGGAGGCAGAUCGGGGCAGAGCCAGCACAAUUCAAACACAGCCCUGGCCAAUCAGCAUCUCCUCAUAGAGAUGAAUUGAAUCAAUGAAUCUCUGAGGAAAGUUCAGUGUUUGCAUGCAGAGGGAGGAGAUACUGAAUGUUUGGAUGCAUUUUAGGCAGCCAUGACCCAGGAAGGAUCUCUAACAGCCAUCUGAGGAGUGUCCAGGCUGUAAAGUAAACACUGCAUUUUCUCUGAAAAGACAGUGUUUACAGCAAAACGCCUGAAGGUAAUGAUUCUACUUGCCAGAACUAAUUCAAUAAGCUGUAGUUGUUCUGGUGACUAUAGUGUCCCUUUAAGGCCAGAGUAUCUGAAAUGAAAGCAUAGCUGACUUAAAUAUUUCCAGUUAGGCUAUGUGGAAUUUAAAUUAAAAUUCUCUCUUUAGUAAAUAAGAGUAUUUUUUAUUUUAUUUAUUUAUUUUUAUUUUUUUAUAGUGUGGAACGUUUAAAUAGUAAUGUAAUUUUGUAAUUCAUUGCUUUCUUUACAUGGUAAAUAUGUAAGUUUGAUCUUUGUAAUCUUUCAGUUGUGGAUACAUCAGAAGUUUACUUUUUUUUUUUUUUGUCGUGCACAAGAUAAACAUACAUCCUUGACACGCCACAACAGCAGUAUCACGGUUCAUAGCAUUUUAGUAUACAGUGUUAGUUGAGGCACUCAUUAAACCGGCACAUUUUGUAAUUAUCAUGCUUAUUCUGACGUUUUGAGUACUCUCAUAAUGUGAGUAAUAUGACUUAGACUAUAUGCAUAGAGAAAUAGGUUAGAGGAGUGACGGCAGAGGGCAGACAACUGGUAUGCCCAGAACAUUUGAGUUAAGUAGUGAGGUGUAUGUAUACUGUGCCAACAUUUAGCGCGGUGGGCUAGGUGGUGUUCAAGUUGGUAUACUGGCACGUGUUUGCACUCAUUGCUGAUUGUGCGAUCGCUCUGCUUGUUACGUUAGGUGUCUUAUGUUCUGCCGUGUAUCUACAGAUUAGGCCAAUGUUUAAACUAGACAUUUCUAAGCAGCACUUAAGUGUUGUACACAUGAGUCCAAGCAUUUGCAUUAUACAUAUCAAGUCAUAUCCUCGGGGAGGGUGUUGGGGUUAGUCGUCCGCUCAGACUUCUUCUGCGGGGGCAUUAGUAGGCUGAUUCCGCAUUGAUAAGCAGUCUCGGGCUACGGGGAAUCCUGCUUGCCUGUCUUGCUGGUGUUUCAGGUAUCUAGCCGAUGCCUCUACUUUUAUCUUGGGCAUUACAGCUGUCUGUUAAGUUAUGCACAAGUCUUCUCAUAAGGUGAAGGGGGGGGAGGGGGACACUGCAUCUAAAAGUGCCUUCAGGUCAACUUGAAUUUACUACUGGCAAAUGGAAUCGGUCAAAUUGGAAUCUUUAAAAACAGGGCCCAAGUCCAUUACUAGCCAGAGGUGACCAUUUAUUUUUUUAUUUUUUUAACACGACUUUUACAGCAUUGAAAGAUCCAGAAAUGGUUCCACUGUACAGAUCUUUAUAAAGGGGAAAAAAAUGUAUUUCUUCAUUUGAAGCCAGAACAUGCUCCGUAUACAAAACAAAUUUACAUAUACACCGUGCCAUAUAUAGGAAAAAUUGUAUUGUCUUCUAAACACUGAUAUUUUCAUUUGACAACAUUCCUAUAAAAGGACACGCUCUCACUUUAAAUAUCAAUAUGUUAUCUUUAAAAUGUAGAUGUUCCUUACUUUUAGAUUGAGCAAACACCCAAACCAGUUUAAAAAAAAUAAAUUACUUUAUCUUUUAUCCAGUGCCAGGAAAAGUUCUGCUGCCUCUCCAUUUAUUGUGAGAUCAUUAGGUAUGAUCGCUGGUCCAGUAAUAUGAUUCUUUCAGCAUCAGAUUUUCAGCACCUGUAUAGCAAUUGCCACAUUCAUCCAAUUCACUUCUUAUAAUAGAGAGGCAUUGGCUCCACUCGGUGUCGUCAUGGUGUGCAUGAUAAUUCUAAAGCUGAAAACGUUAAGGGGUGCCUCUGUCUGACAGCGUGUUCUCACCCAAAUUGGAAACUUAACAUACCUGUGAAAUGGCAAUGUUUUUUUAAAUCUACAGUGAAAAGGGACAGCCUAUUUACACCAAAACCUUUACCUUAAGAUGUAGUGGUUUGUUGUUACAGGAGACCCUUUAAAGCCAUUCUUCCUGAGAAACCGAACUUUUUUUCUAGAUGGUUAAAGGACCACUAUAGUGCCAGGAAAACAUACUCGUUUUCCUGGCACUAUAGUGCCCUGAGGGUGCCCCCACCCUCAGGGUCCCCCUCCCGCCCAGCUCUGGAAGGGGGAAAGGGGUAAAAACUUACCUUUUUCCAGCGCUGGGCGGGGAGCUCUCUGCCUCCUCUCCGCCUCCAAUCCGCCCCGUCGGCUGAAUGUGCACGCGCGGCAAGAGAAUCACGCAAGCGCCUCUAGUGGCUGUCAAUGAGACAGCCACUAGAGGAUUUGGAGGAAGGCUUAACCCAUUGAUAAACAUAGCAGUUUCUCUGAAACUGCUAUGUUUAUAAAAAAAAAAUGGGUUAACCAUAGAAGGACCUGGCACCCAGACCACUUCAUUAAGCUGAAGUGGUCUGGGUGCCUAGAGUGGUCCUUUAACUGUAAAAUAUCUAUGCAACACUACAUCUAUUUUAAGUAGAAGGCUCUGGAUACAUUUAAACAAACAUUUACACUGUUAAAAAGACCAGUAUCAGAUUCAUGUGAUUGAAGACACUGGUCCUUUCGCUAUAUAACACAAAUACUGAGUUGUUGUUUAGUUGGCCUUUUAAGAAACAUGCUGUCUGGUGGCUGCGACUCUGAACCACUUCCUUCUGUUAUGUUCUUGUCCAAGCUGACAGGAACUGCGCAGCUGUUGUCACAGUGUGUGUGUGUUUUCUUGGAGCAGGAAGUCUGAACAAGAAAGAAAACAAAGUCCCCUUAAAAAAAGAAAAAGGAAGUCAGACACACAUUAUUUCACUUUUUUGUGAUGUUUAACUACUUCAUUUCAAAACAGUGCGAGUCUUGCAGCAUGCCUGGAGACACAUGGCACAAUUUUGUUGAAAAGAGUUGCUGUGAUUUUUCCAGCAUUUCGUAUGGAUAAAUACCGUGAAUAAUCAUUUUCUUGACUAUGCAUUAGAGCUUUGAUUUCAUAAUGGCAGCAAUUUAAAAUAAUUAAGAAUCCCAAUUUCUUUAAUUUAUAUAUUUUUUAAAAGAAUUGUAUACUUGGCAACAUACAAUUUUUAAAAUCACCCUUGUGACUUGUAGUUAAGUUUAAAAAUCAUAACUCUCUGUAUUCUGGGUUUGCUUGUGUCUUCAUCUUGACAUGGUGGGGAGGUGGAGGAGGGUGUCCUUAAAAUAGGGAUAGCCUGCCACAACUAUUCUUGGACAUGCAUAUUUUGAAGUUUAACUGUUGCAGUGCUGAGGGGGGACUAUAUAUUGACGUUGCUUUACAAUACUACCCUCCAGAAAAAAAAAAAUGUCCCCCACAUAAAAACUGAUGGAACGCUGCCCCAAGUGCCCUUAUGGUUGAGCCUCUAUUGCAUUCACCAUUUGUUUUUAGUUUGCGAUAUAUCUCCAUAAUCCUUAGAAAGGAUCACCCAGUGAGACUUGAAACUACAAAAUUCAUUCCUUUCUCCCUGUCUCCCGAGAAGGCUCACCGUAAUGGACUGGCAUAGAUAAAAUUGUGUUUUGAAGACCUGAAAAUAUUUAUCGCAUUUGAGAGGGAUACAUGCAUUGUAUAUUGCAAUCAAAUUAGGGUUGAAAAUAAUCUUUGUUCAUGAAGCUAUAACUACAUAAAGAAAAUGUUUGCUACCACUGUUAUAUUUACCGUUUCAUUUUCCUGAUUAGCGAUGACUCUUUUUUUCUGUGUCCACAUCUCCAGCUCUUGAUGUCGGAUGUACCUGCACAGAACAGAUUGUCCCUGCUGUUUCUUUAGCACCAGAACAAUCGAAAGAUAAAUUAAAUUGCAUGACCACUUCAAUUGCAGGGCAAUAGACAUCAUUGCCCUUUUAAAGCAGACUGGAAAUGUUUGUCUAAAAAGACCAGCUUAUUUCUCACAAUUGGGAGAAUACGAACUGGGUCCCAACUGAAGAUUUAAAAUAAAAUACAAUGGCUGAAGUAUGUGAGUUAUUCCUAUUCACAUUUCAAUUUCUUUACUGUUUUUUGUGUAUGUCUGUAUUUAGGGCCUAUGAAAAUUGUUUGUAUUUGGUGUUUUCAACAGAACAGAUCUCAUUAAAGGUGCAUUCUUGACAAAAAUAAAAAUCUACCAGUCACGCUUUGCUAAAUCUCACCCAUUAAAAAUAAGUUUCUUAAACUUGCUUGUCCUGAAGUGUUCUGUUCUAAAAAGAGGUCUAAUGUACAAGAAAAAUGGGGCAGUGGCACUAGCAUUCACAUUUUAUCAGUUGCUAGCUCCCCUUUAACAUUUUUGCACCACUUUUUGGAACAUUUUUUAUCUUUUUCUUUCUUCACACACCCCCUUUCUUCACACACAUAUAUAUCCCUAAAAAUAAAGCACCAGAAAUUAAAAUUUUAAAAAUCAGCUUAAAACAGCUGGCUCUGAUGAUUGCACGAUGUUCAAUAAAAUAUUACAAGUUAGAUCCUUAAGUAUGCUGCAUUGGACGUAGUGUUUAUAAUAUAUAUAUAUAUAUAUAUAUAUAUAUAUAUAUAUAAUUUGGACUCACUACCCCCCAUUCCCUACAUUUCUUUGCUUUUAUAGUAAAAAGCCAGAAUGUAGUUUUUGCAAACAUUUGCAUUGUUCUUUCUUUUCUUACAUGCAAUACUAAUGUCUUCAGUUGUGUCAGUCAGCAGUGAUCCACCAUAAACAGUUCAGAGAGCUUUGCUCUUAUCCAGUUUCCCGACCUAGUUAAUUGAAAGGGAUUUUCUAAGAGGGAGUUUUUGUUAUCCCUCCCUCUCUCAUGCUGGAGGGUUAGUCUUUGGGGCUUCCUAGCAUAUGCUGGAUGUUAUCUGGUCUUUUGUUUUGGUGGUUCUUGCAAAAUCUUUUUUGUGUGUGUACAGAGGUUAUUUUCUAGAGGCUGUCUGUAGUCCAUUAGCUAUCUUACUGUGUUAAUCUUGGCUUUAAAAAAAAAAAAAAAAAAAUGUGAUUUAUCUAUUUUCUUUCUCUAUAUAUAAUUUAACCCUUUUAGGACCAAAGAUUAGCAAACCUUAGUGUCGCUAAUGUCCUGACAUGGGUUUAUCAUGGGAUAAAAUAUUUUCAUAUUCCCUUUUCAUUCCCCCAUGUCUUGUAAUAGUAACCUGAAACAUACAUUUCUAUCUGGAGCUCGAGGAUCCAGUCUUUCUGCUAGUUUGAAAAUUCAUUAGAUUUUUUUUUUUUUUUUUUUUUUACAGGUCACAUGGCUACCUUGUCAAAAAUUUAGUUCUUCCUUAUUAUCAUUAAUAUUUAUGGGACAAAUGGACCUUAUAUGUCAUGUUGGUGCAAGAGCCAUACUUAGAAAUUAUUUCACAUUACUCUAACAUCUGUUAUUGGUUAGGAGUUGGGAGUCAGAAUAAGUUGAUAAUUUUCAUUUUAUUAUGCUGCUCACCUUACUGGUACUUGAAUGGUUAAUUUAUUUUUUACCAUUAUUGUACUUGUGUGAAAAUAUCUAGCCAUGUCAGUCCAAUAAGUCUUGUUAGAGAUCCCAUAAGGCACAGAGGAUGACCUAUUCCAUUCAUUAUUCUCCAUGAUGUAUGGUAUGACAAAUACCAUGCAAUGCUAGUGCUUCUAUUUGAAUGUUGGCUUUAGGGCAUGUGCUGUUGAUUGAUAUAUCCGUCUUUAAAUGUGUGGAUUUGUUUCUCUGGAGGCAAAGUGUCUUAGUGGCUGUUAAGUUUUCUAGUGUUUUAUACUAUGUUAGCAAGCAUAAAGUUAAUUUCUAAUACAUCGUUAUGUUCCUGUAUGUCCUUAAAAAUGUAUGCUUUUUAUAUCAUACACUUGUCUGAGAAUUUCUGCUCUAAAACACACACACACAGAUCCUUUCAGAGCUCUGUUUAAGUGCCAUGCUCCAGUCAGUUGGAAUGUUUCGCUCAGUAACUGUAAUGUGAGAACAGAUGAGGAUUGUAGACGGGCUAAAAAUUGUAUGCCAUUCAAAAUCCUGUCCGGCAAAAUUUCUAAUGCUGCUUUUUUUUUUUUUCUGUUUUAUGUCUUUCCUGUAGCCGUGACAUGGAGAAUAAAGAAACACUCAGGGGGUUACAGAAAAUGGAUGACCGCCCAGAGGAGCGCAUGAUCAGGGAGAAACUCAAGGCAACAUGUAUGCCAGCCUGGAAACAUGAAUGGCUGGAGAGGAGGAGCAAGCGUGGCCCUGUGGUAAGUGUGGACCUGCUCUCGUGCUAUGGAGUUACAUUGCCCUCUAAUGACAAUUCUGAAUAAUGCACAGGUUGCAGUGUUAUAUGCAGGCUAAUACUGUACAACUCGUCUGUAUAUCUUUUAUGGCAAAGGAUAUCACCAUGUGUUCCAAAAGUAGCCGCAAAUGAACCCAGUCAGUCAGAAAUGUGCCUAUAUGCUCACAUAUACCAAGUACUUGAGGGGAGGAAAAUUCUGUUUGGUUUUUUUUGUUUGUUUUUUUUUAUCCCAGAUGUAGAAAACGCAUUCAUGUAAUCCAUUUUGAAAUUUUAAUAUUUUUUUUAAAUUUGGUUACAUCAUAGCUGAAAUUAGGUGAACAUUAACAAAAGGGGUUUAAAAAAAAAAAAAAGUUUAUUUUCAAAAAUAAUAAAACUUUUAAUGGAUACACAUAAAUUCUUGCAAAUACUUUUCACAAAUUCGAAUUCCUAACAUACAAACGGCAUAGUGUUUACCGUCUCUUGAAUACAUUAUGCUGCAGAACUGUAAGCAUGCAUCAGAACAGUGUCCAGCAGCAAGUAUGGAAAGGCAUGUUCAGAAGUCUGAAAAGUGCUUGUGUGACAGAAGUGCACUCCUCACGAACUGGGUAUAUGAGCAGAAAUGCACGUCAAGUGCUGGAUUUGUGCAGGAGUUUCUCUUUUUAUUGUCCUGUUUCUUUUGGAGUAAUUCGACUGGCAAAUAAGUAGGUGUCUAAGUAUUUACUGCACGAAACCUAGGUAGUUUUAGGAAACCAUUCCCAUUUCCAUAUCAUAGUUUGCUGUCUUCAGUACACCUUACACCUCCUGGUGGUGGCUUAUGAUAUUGUCACUUUCCAUUAUUUAACUGAAAAAGUAAGUUUUAUAGUUAUCAGCCAGUGACACAGCUUUAGGAGGAGCAAGGAUAUUUUGUGAUCUGUAAAUAAAGUAAUACUUUAUUUUAUUUAGCACAGUGCAGUUUUGUCACACCAGCACACAAUGCUUUCCUGUGGGGGAUUUGAAGACCCUUGACGUACUCCUGCAAAGCGUAAGGACGUGCAAUGUCUGUUCAGAGUUAAACUCCAUGAAGCACUUCUAGUGGCUGUCUGGCAGACACACUAGGGUAGUGCAGUUUCUCUUGUGUUUUACAGGGUUAAAAGGGACAGGGACAUUGCACCCAGACCACUUCAAUAAGAUUAAGAAGUCUGGGUCUCGGAGGGCCUACCACCCGGAUGAGAAGGACUACACCAUCUCACACUCACACAACACAUAUACUAGACUACCUCUUUACCUCACGCUAUCAUCUACCAAUAACAUGCGAGGCAGAGCACGGGGUGGCAACAUGGUCAGACCACGCGCCGGUACUCCUGACACUCUCGGCCCCCUUAUACAAACCCCGGUUCAACAAAUGGAGACUAAAUGAAUAUCUCCUAACCAGACCCGACUUAACAACCGAUAUCAAGGAAGCGCUCAAAGAUUACCUUAAGACGAACACUGCCGAACAAACCUCGCCGACCAUUAGAUGGGAGGCCCACAAAAGGGUAAUUCAUGGACACUUCAUCCGUCAGAGCACCAUCCUUAAAAAGCAGACUAACAGUCGCCUGACAGAACUAGUGACGGAAAUACAAAGGGUAGAACCACUUAACAAAAGCACACAACACGCGACGCACCAGGCGACACUACUACAUCUAAGACGGGAGCUGACGGGCCUUUUACAUAGGAAACACCAUAGAGAAGUAAUUAGGCACAAGGCUUUUUUUCCAGCUCCACAGCAAUAAAAGUGGUAAACUGCUGGCCAGAAUGAUAGUCAAACAAAGACAAAGGACAUACAUUGACAAAAUGAGACACACGGCACCCUAAAUCACUUACCCUCUAAAAUCCUAGACAUAACGCUGGACUACUACUCAAACCUGUAUGCUAUCCCCCGACCCCAACUAGACAAGGCCAAAGAGGGUCUACGGGAAAGAAUACAAACUUAUCUAACGGCCUACCCCCUCCCGUCCAUAGAAGGGGAAAUCGCAGACAGUGUAGACGAACCAAAGUGCCAAAACAGGGUAGAAGCCCAGGCCCGGACGGGCUACCACAAAAGUAUUAAACAUUCGCGGAACACUUUUAUAUCCCCCUCUCCUAGACGCACUGAGGGAAGGACAUCACCUUCCAAAACAAGCACUAACAGCACACAUCGCACUCAUCCCGAAGGAGGGAAAGGACAGGGAACAAUGUGGGAAAUAUAGGCCCAUCUCGCUCAUCAACUGCGAUGUCAAACUGUUGUCAAAAAUAUUGGCUACACGCCUCCAAACUCACAUCCCCACACUAAUACACCCGGACCAGGUGGGUUUCGUCAUGGGACGUGAGGCUAGAGACAACACGAUCAGAGCGUUGACUCUCAUGCACAGACGAGAUUGUGCGGACGAAGGCGUUCUGCUGCUGUCCAUGGACACAGAGAAGGCCUUCGACAGAGUCGACUGGCUAUACAUGUUCCACACACUGACACAUAUCGGGCUGGGACCGCACUUCCAGAGAUGGGUAGAGGCACUGUACAAUGGGCCCACCGCCCACGUCAUCGUAAACGGAGCCCUGACAAAUUCCCCAUAAACAACUGCACAAGGCAGGGAUGCCCUCUAUUCCCCCCUGCUCUUUGUGCUGACACUCGAGCCCUUUCUGACACACAUACGACGCAGCUAUUAGGGGUAUUGGAAAGGGAGACCCGCAACACAAGGUAGCGGCAUACGCCGACUACUUCCUUUUCUUCGUCGCCCACCCGGAGAUCUCACUCCCGAAUAUCCUGAAGGCCUUCGGGGAGAUAUCCAACCUUAAAAUCAACUUCACAAAAUCCUAUAUCUUGAACGUCGUUAUACCCGAACACAGAGCCACCCCCUCGAAGCAGCGCCACACAUUCCAAUGGGCGCAACACAAGAUACAGUACCUAGGCCCAUGGUUGACGAAGAGGGAAAAUGACCUAUUUAGAGAAAAUGUUAUCCCCCUGCUAGAUAGGUUACAUAGCUGAAAAGAGACUUGCGUCCAUCAAGUUCAGCCUUCCUCACAAAUGUUGUUGCUGUUGAUCCAAAAGAAGGCAAAAAACCUGGUCUGAAGCGCUUCCAAUUUUGCCACAAACUAGGAAAAAAAUCCUUCUUGACCCCAAAAUAGCAGUCAGAUGUCUCCUUGGAUCAAACAGCUAUUACCCCACUCUGGAAAGACCUGUCGGAUUGGGCGUACCCACACAUCAUGGCUAGGCAGGAUCCAGGUAAUAAAAAUGAACCUGCUCCCAAGCCUGCUAUACCUCAUGCAAGCCCUACCCAUAAUCAUCCUCAGAUUUUUUCGGACCCUGAGACAGGCAACGGGGAAAUGCGUAUGGGACCACUGGAGACCGAGAGUUAAGAUGACUGCACUGAUGCUAAACAAAUACAAGGGUUCACUGGCCAUGUCAGACUUCACCCUGUACUAUGAAUCCUGCCACCUCCAAAUAAUUAUGAGUGUUCAAGAGAUGGAAAGAAAUAGAGGAAGCGGGGAAACCGCUGUCCACUCUACCAUGGCAGAGGAUCGGAGGACAGGGCUCUCCCUACACAACUGCAACACUAAGGGCAUGGGAGAGAGUAGCAAAGAGAUGCGGACUAGCGCCGUUCCCAUCCCCCCUGCUCCCCCUAACACACGACAGUUUCCCACCGGGACUAGACCCCCAACGCAUUCAGAGACCUGCUCCGACACAAGACACCUAGUCUACACCACCUCCUGGACGGAACUAAUUGCAAAACACUCCCGACCCUAUCAGAGGGAUCCACCCCCACCCUCCUACACCACCUAAAACACAGACCGCUACAGAUCUAGGUUCAUACUCUCCCGGGGGGGCAUAGCACGGAAACGGGACCCCACCACAUUCGAAAGAAUGUGUAUGGACCCAGACCCACAACCGCACAGGAUCUCACUCAUUGACUCCAUGCUACAGAGGGAAACUCCAACAGAGAAACCCAAAUUUAUGGGGAGAUGGGAACAAACACUGGGGAAAACUUUCACCAACGGAGACUGGGAGAAGAUAUGUAACUUAAUGCACCACUGCUCAGUCUUCAGCAGGACGCAGGAAACGGCGUUCAAACUGCUGACGAACUGGUACCGCACCCCAAUUAUACUGCAUGCCAUAGACCCGGAACACACGGACCUCUGCUGGAGGUGCAAUAAGGAGGCGGCACCGCGCCCCACCUAUGGCGGGGCAUACACUGCUUCCUCAAAACCUUCUCCGACACACCACCUCACUUUCUCCCUGAAAACAUGCUCCUACACCACACAAAAUCGCCUAGAUCCCGAUACAAACACCCACUAACCAUUAGUAUCUUACAUUUUGCCAAACAAGUGAUCCCUCAAUUCUGGAAGCAAAAAAUAACGCCACCGUUGACAACUUGGUUCACCCAAAUGGAAGAACUCAGAGCCAUAGAGGAACUCCUCAUGAACACAUCCAACUCCCCAGACAGGUAUAUGGAAAUAUGGACCCACUGGAUACUGACUACCAAGGCAGAAUUCACAAAUAGACUCCAAUAUGACACGUAGACGUCGAUGUGGCGAAGCCGCAUAGACCGAUAAACUAAGACGAACUGGACAGACAUAACCCAGACAGAGAGGCACCCCCCCAAGACAACUCAACCCUCAUACACCCCCCCCCCAACACUACACACAAGCUAACAAGAACAAUGCACACGGACGCACAAGCCCAACAGAAUACCAUCGACAGGAGGUACACUGGAUAGCACCAUCAAACCCGAAUCCACAUAGCCUCUCAGAACCACAACCCACAGGGAUACGGGAAGAAAGCAACUGCACGCCACUGAAUGCCAACAGGUUCAAAACCACACACCCGAACACCUGAGAACGGAAAAACUAACUUAAGACACGGGCAGAAACCAACCCAACAGACACAACACACAAUAUCCGAUGCCUCCACACCUCACCCGUAAGAUUGAUACCUACCAUGGGCCUGCGUGCCGCAAAUUUGGUGACAAACGAGACCUGCGUGUCUCACGACAGUUUAAAUCUCGUCAAAUUGACAAUGUGCACAAUCUGUACCAAUGCCUUCUUUACUAUGAGAUGUAUAAAGAUAUGACUAAAGAGACCUGCGUGUCUCACCGUUAACUCUUACUUGGAAAACCAAAAUAAAAACCUUUAUUUACAAAAAAAAAAGUCUGGGUCUCUAUAGUGUCCCUUUAACUGCGGCAUCUUGCAGCUAUGCAUCACUGAAGCAAAAAUUGAUGCACCUGUAAAUCCUCUUACAGGAUUACGUAUGAGUACUCAUAUCAACUGUUUGAACACACGGUACAUGUCCUCACUAUCUUUUUACAGGCUCUCUCAUAGCUUUCAUUGAAAGAAACUAAGAUUUUCACACUAAUGGCUUCAAAUGUCAGGAGGAAGCUAUGGAGCUUUCCAUGUUAAAUAAACGCAAAAUUGUUUGCUGACCUCCUUACUACUGCACUUAAACCCUGAAAUACAUUACACAAUGUGACACACAUUGUGAUCCAAAUAGAAACAUGCAGGAUUUAUUACAAAUUCUGAAAAUUAUGUAAUCCCCCACCCCCCCUUCAAUGUAUGGAUAUCAUGCUUACAUAUGUGGGAUGCAAGUGUGUUUGGUGGAGGAUGGCAUGGUUGCAGUCUGGGAUUUAAUUAUGUCAUUUGGCACAAAACCUGUUGUUGCCACCUUCUGUUAUGUUUGCAUGUUAUUUUAGUUUUGGUGGACUAAUGUUUAGAAUCCCUUAAAUGUUCCUUCGCCUUAUGUAAUUUGAUUAUUUGUGUUUCUGCUUCAUUUAGGUAGUAAAACCAAUUCCUGUGAAGCCAGAUGGCUCAGAGUCUUCCAAACUGGAUUCUAAUGGUGGUUCAUUAACUGGAUCGUCUCCCUCUCAGAAAGGGAGACGUAGUCCUUCUCCUAGCAGUUCUUCCAGCUCUUCCAAAUCCUCAAAGCCAGAAUCUCCAGGAGUGAGGAGGAGAGGAAUAUCUCCCAUCCCUGUAAGUUCAUAUGCUGCUCAAAUAUAAAAAGUACAUUUAAAAUUUAAGAUAAGCCAGGCUGAAAGGAUGAUUUGGAGAAUAUUUCCAGUUUGGCUAUUUGACCUUGAAAUAUACUUAAAUUCUCACUUUAGUGAAUAAUCGUGUAUAUCAUGCAAAAUAUUUGGAUAAUGCUAAAAACAUUCUAGGCAGUAUCUUUGUAUAACAAUUCUAGUUUCUGGUUGCAUAUAUAAUUGGUAUACAUCGUGGAUAUUGACAUUUUGUUUUAUUCUUUCACUGUAAACUACAAAUUAUAAUUGAUCAUUUUAAAUUUAUUUCCAGAAUGCCCAGUUUUUUUGUCCAGGGUUAUUGUAAAAAUAUGUGAAUCUAACAUAAUUUUCUGGCUUCCUUUUCAGUUUCAAAGCGGCCGUAUAACACCACCUCGAAGAGCACCUUCUCCUGAUGGUUUUUCUCCGUACAGCCCAGAGGAAACUAAUCGCAGGGUCAACAAAGUAAUGAGAGCAAGACUUUAUUUGCUGCAGCAAAUAGGCCCCAAUUCUUUCCUAAUUGGCGGUGACAGUCCUGAUAACAAAUACAGAGUUUUCAUUGGACCUCAGGUAUUGGUGCAUGUAAAACAUUGUGUUUAUUUAUUUUAUUUUAUUUUUUGUCUUGGUUGUGUUUUUUUUUUUUUUUUUUAAAGAUUACAUUUUAAUUUAUGUAGGUCCUGUACUAAUCACAAACCUAUACAAUGCCAGCAAAAGUUGAAAUGAUAGAUACGUUCACUCUUGACUUAAGCUCUAUUCCUAUUGCAAGGAGUGCCUGGUUACUGUUGCACUUCCUCACUCUAGUGACAUCCAUGCACUCUGUGUUUAAGAAAAAAGCCUGGAAAGUAUGUCCUGUACAUCAGGCAGUAGGAAUUGCACACUCCUAACUAACUUCAAAUGCUUUACAUACACAGUAAAUAUUGUAAGAUCUAAGGAUUAUCUCAAUUUGUACAAAGGGCAGUGCCAACCUUAGUACUUUAAAGGACUAGUCAAAGCGCUAUAAUCACUUUGCACUUGUCCCUAUGAGUGGCUUUAGAGCAUGAAAAAAAAAAUCACUGCUGCUAUAAGACAGCCUGGAACACUUAAUUCGGGGUUCCCUGUGUCAAAUUUGCCCCUAUUGCGCUCCUCUGGUUUGUAAUAAAAAUGCAAAAUUGUACUUGGUUCAUUUACAAGAGACUGCAUAACAUUAUUGGCCUAAGCCAAAAGGAUUGUUGGAUGCUUGCAUUUGCUAGUAUUUCACUGAGCAAAACAGUAAGUGGAUAUUGAGCACAUUUGUGUUUUUGGGGCUAUGGGGGCAUGCUGAACAACCUAUAGUGUUUGUAUUAUUGUUAUAUGUCCAUAAUAUCUCACGUGAUGUACAACUUCUCCUUAUUUCUCUGCAGACUUGCAGCUGUGGCAGGGGCUCAUUCUGUAUCCAUCUUCUGUUUGUCAUGCUGCGAGUGUUUCAGCUGGAACAGUCUGACACCAUGCUGUGGAGAAAAACACUGAAAAAUUUUGAGGUACCGUAUUGUGCAUAUUGUGUCAGAAAGUAGAUGUAUUACACGUUAGAUGCAAAGCAACAGUUUCGUUAAAAUGACUAUUCAUCUGUAACAAACGUCUCUGGAAUUAGUUGUUUAUUCCCUCACCACAGUAAUGUUGAGGCACUUACUGGGAUGAGUAGUGUAGUAGAGGGAAGUAAGGGGAGGGGGAGAAAAUGCACUUCCAUGUUCUGGGUAUCCUUACUCCAUGAUCUACAGAGGUUUGCCUGUAAACAUGUGGAUUCCUUGAGUUGUGCACAUAUUACUGCAGUGGUUGAAAUAAUGUACAUGGUGUGAUCCUGCUGUGCCAGGUAUAUAUUGUAAACUAAAUGAAGCUGAAUAAAAAAAAAAAAACUCACAACCCAUAGUUAAUUUUUAUUUAACUAUUUGGUUGUGCAACAAAAUCUCACAAGUGGAUCACAUUGGACCACUCUUGGUUUUUUAUGUUGACUGUCUCUACGUAUAUUGUAUCAUAUCUCCAAGACUCCAAUAGUCUAUCUACAAUUUGUUUGUUUUCUUUGUUUUGUUUUUUUUCUGAACUCCAGUUAUUUGUAGUUCCUCAAACCAAAAUGACAUGUUUUUAAAGUUACUGCUCUAAUUCAGAAGUCGUAAAUUAAUAAAAAAUGGUUGCCUCUUUGUGAAUAUAAUCUAUAGCCAGCCAUGCUUGCUUCUGAGAAUAUCUGCCAUCAUUCUUAAGUCAAUUUGCUCAGCUAUACUUGUCAUCUUAUCAUAUGUUCUACUCCUGUCUCUAGUGCUGAAAGAUAAAUUGACCCUUCAGGGCUGUAUUGGGGUGGCUUGACAUUGAGCAUUCCUUCUUGUUAAAGUGUGAGAUUUCAUUGCUGCUGUUUUCUUCUGUUAGGUUGAGAGUUUGUUCCAGAAAUAUCACAGUAGACGUAGCUCAAGGAUCAAAGCUCCAUCACGUAACACCAUCCAGAAGUUUGUGUCACGCAUGUCAAAUUCCCAUACAUUGUCAUCAUCUACCACCUCUACAUCUAGUUCAGAUACCAGGUUUGUACCUAGGAAUCAUUGCUGAUAUUGAUGUGGACGUCUGCUUUAUUGUUUCUUGUAAGCGUUAAGUGUCAUUUGGCGAAAGAAUUGUUUAGCUGACCAAUUGGAGAGUUUAAUCAGUAACAGCCUAAAGAUGUCUACCAAUCACGGACUAUUGGGAUUACAAGGACUAAAUAUUGUCUGUCUCAGAAUGCCUGACGAAAAUGUAUUUUUAUUAGGACAUUUCUAGCAUUGAUCCAGUAAUAUUCUGGAUUGAGCAUGUGUAUAUUUGAUAGCUGCUUCUUGCAAGCAGUGGCAAUAAAUUAACCAUCUGUAAAAAUGACACUGCUCUUAAAUGACCCUUUGAUUGUAGAUACACAUCCUUCGAAGCUAUAUUAUUUUAAAACCGAGAAAUGGCCACAAUAAAAUAAAGUCUAAAUGUCAGGCUGCGUUCCCGAGCAUUGCUUCAUUUACAUUUGGUAGCAUGGCCAUUUGUUGCUGGUUUUCUUUUCUGGAUUUCACCUUGGUCUCAAUGGGAGGGAUGCUUGCUUUGAAUUUACAGCCUUUUUACUAGUUACACCUUAAUAGUUUAACUGAAGUUAUAUAAAAUUAAAAAUGAAAUUUAUGAAACUCCUCUAUAAUUUAAUAUAAACUAGUAACACAGUAAAGGAGUUUAAGCAUGCGUGGGAUAGGCAUAAGGCUAUCCUAGCUAUAAGAUAAGGUCAAUGACUAAUGAAAGUAUUUUUAAAAAUUGGGCUGGCUAGAUGGGCCGAAUGGUUCUUAUCUGCCGUCACAUACUAUGUUUCUAUGUAGUAGUAUGUUACCCAUGGCUCAAAAUCUAGCUAUGGUCAAUGUCAUCGACCCUACAUGCUUGCAGUGGCAAUUAACUUUUAAGACCUGGCUAGUAGCGUAGAAUUUAACAUUUUUAAGCCCUGAUUUACCUAUACUGGAUUUCAUUUUCACUCUGCAACAGUAUAUUUGGUCAAUUACCUUUUUAAACUUACAAUUAUUUGUUUAAAAACAGUCAUCAGCAGGAUCAGCAUUAAAUUACCUAGUUAGGUCUCACCAAUAUGUCCACUGACUUAAUGAAAAUAUAAUUUCCACUGUUUGUUUGUUUUUUGUUGGGGUUUUUAUUUUUUGUUGUUGUUAUAUUUACAGCUAUUUGUGUUAUGUUCUUUUGUUAAUCCAGAUUACAAUUUCACAUCCACUGUAAAUGCAUUUCACCAUUUCAAAGGUGCAAAAAUACAAACCACGAGCUGGGCAAAGUGACCACAAAGAAUUGUGAUAGCAGAUAAUAGGUUUGAAUCCUUUACCUCAUAUCUGGUGUUAGACAAAAAUGAACUAAUGAACUGUUAUAGCCCAUCUAAAAUCCCAACCAGUGAUACUUCUGUUUCUAUUCAAGGCAUUUACCAGAGCCAUUUAAUUUUUACUACCACAGUAGUUUGUAAAAAAACAAAUGUAAUCUGCUUUCUCUUAUUUUCAUAGCCUGAAAGACGAAGAGGAGCAGAUGUGCCCUAUCUGCUUACUGGGCAUGCUGGAUGAGGAGAGCCUGAUAGUAUGUGAAGAAGGCUGCAGAAACAAGCUACACCAUCACUGCAUGUCAAUAUGUACGUCACAGGCCUUACUAGCUGUCACCAAUUUGCUUCUUAGGGUGGUUUCACUGCUGGUUUUACUGCAUAUUCUUUUUAUUUUAUCUUUUUUACACCGUUCAUAGUGGCUUUCCCCAAGUAAAUUGGUCGUUUAAUGCAUACAUACAAGAUAAUUAUCAAACAUAGUUAAUUCAAGUGCUGAAUUACAGUACAGUUAAGUAUAGUUUUAUCUGUUGGCAUCUAUUCUAUACCGGAGACUGGGCACCUGCAUUUUAUUUAAAUUUGCUUAUGUUAAUGUUUGGGUUUCUCAAUAAUACAUACAUUCAAAUAUACAUACAAACAAUAAGGCACCUUAUGAAGUACGGAAAUGAAAUUGAACAAGUUGAAUAGGGAAAAUGCAUCAAGUUAAAUGUAUAUUGCCUAAAUGUCAUACUGAAUAAAUUUGUCAAAUACAGUAAUAUAAUAUUUCAUGUAGUAAAAGAAAAGUCCAGGUAGUAUCCCCACUCUGGUAGAACGCCAGUGUCAAGUACACCUGUGAGGUUAAGACCCGGCUGCACUAAGACUUCACUGAUGCCAAGAAUAUUUCUUUUAAAAAAUCCAAAGAGUACAAGAACUAAAUAUUAACAAAAUCUAGGAGUCUAUCCUGGAUAUAAAUGAAGACCGUUGGUCCCAUACAGUUAACUCUGAUAAUACCUCAAGCGUACAAUAGUGCUGGCUAAACACCUAGGGGUGUUUUUAAGUUUCUAUCACGAAUAACCCACUGAUAUGUCAGGUGUCAGGAAGGGAUGGGCGUCUUGGUUAUAAAUGUGAUCCAGGAGUCCGAAAUCUGAGGUUAUUUUGUACCUAUGUCAGAGAGAGGAAGUACCUAAUUUCUUCCACAGAUUUAAUUUGUUUCACUCAUGGUAUCCACUCUGUAAAUGGAUUGUCUUUCAUCAAUACAUGGGUAUAAGUGCCAUAACCGCAUUAGUAGAUGAAAUUUAAGGGAGUUCAUAUACUUACUCCUCGGUUUCGGUUAGAGAUGGAAAUUGAUUUCUUGGAAAGUUAGUGGCCUAGGGAUACUACUAUGGUGGUAGUAUGUGUUAGGGCAGAUCUCCACUAGCUCUGCAGAUCAGCACAUUUUCACCAUUGGUGGAUUAUGUGCCUCUCUCCACCUGACACCUCCAACAUUACUUUGGCACCUGAGAGUAAAUCCUAUCCAGUACUACUGGCGUUUUAUACCAUCUGAUGAUUAAUUUGUAGGAAAUACCUGGGGAUAGGUCCUGGAUGCAUGCCAGGGAAGCACAGCCAAUGGUAAUGUAAACCAUUCCUGCUCCGUAUACUUCCAGUGUUUAUCCCCAUUACACCUUUUUUAAGAUCGCUUUUAUUGUGUAGAUAAAUAUCGUGUGUGUGUGUGUCCAACCAAACCAAAUGUAAUUUAUGAAUAGUCUCCCCAAUGAUGUGAAUAAAGAGGGGGGUAUGUUGAUAGGCCAGGUCUGAUGUAAAUAAAACAGAUGAGGAUAUUUGCUCUUCCCAUCCAGGGGAACUGAGUUUUUUUUUUUUUCCAUUUUGUCAAAUUUUGCAUCCAUGAAUGCAAGAGUGGGAAGUAGUUGUGGCAGAAAAGGUCUUAAGUUGGCGGUAAUAUUGACCCCAAGAUAUUUUAUGUGGGUGGUUGUGGCAAAUUUAAAAGGUAGAGAGGAUUGCGUUUGCCUUGAAGUGCUACCAAUAUAGAAUAUUGGGAACCUGCAUUUCUAUUGAUUUUUAUUGAAUCAAUCUGAACAAAAUGCUGAAGAUUUCCUAAGAGUCUAGAUGUGUAUUGUCCACCAGUAGGUGGGUAUACAUACAGUUGGUGUAUGUUGUAGUAAGAACAUUUUAGAAGUAUAUUACAGGUUUGUGUCUUUUGUUUCUUUUUAAAUUUAAAGGAACACUCCAGACACUGUUAUAAUUAGGAGAAAAAAAUAUUUUGACUCUUUAAAAAAAAAAAAAAAAUAAAUAAAUAAAAAAUAUCUAUAUAUAUAUAUCUAUCUAUAUAUAUCUCAAUGUAGUAUACAUACUCUUAAAGAAAACAAACAACGCAAUUUUGAUUGUUCCUUUACGCACAGUGAGGAUAUUUGCUUUUUCUCAUUGAAUGUGAGAGCUGAAUCACUCUCACAUUCUUCAUCGCUGGCUUCCGCUUCAUCAGCACAUAACAUGUUUGAUCUCAAGGUACUUAAAGAGCUAGAAUCCACCAACCACAUGCAUUAUCUACCUCACUACCUUUCCUCUGUCAUUUAAUAAAGACUGCAUUUCUCAUAGAAUUCUUUGGGGUGUCUCUUUAUAACUUUGGGUGAUAUUGCCAUUGAUCAUUUAUGCAGUUUGCAAUCUCAUCUAUUAAAGUAUUUCACAAGUGUAUUAAUUCUUCCUAAUCUAAUAGUAACUAUAAUAUUUUUAAUGGGACAAACAUUGUGUCCAGAUUUUUUUUUUUUUUUGAUACAGAUGUAUUGCAUUUCAGAAUUAGCAUUUCCUUGUUGUCACAAUCACCCUCACUGAGUGGACACAAACUAAUAUUUUAUGAAUGUGUUUAUUUAUAGUUAUUUGUUUUGUUUUUUUUUUUUACAUGAAAAUGUCAGACUUUUUUACCAUAGGAGGGUAGACUCAUUUGUGAAUGUCCAUCUGAUGUUCAUGAUUAGUUUAUUUAAUCAUGUAAAUUAAUUCUCUAUUAGGGGCAGAGGAGUGCAGAAGAAACAAGGAGCCUCUGAUCUGUCCACUUUGUCGAUCAAAGUGGAGGUCACAGGAUUUCUACAGGUUGGUUCCAUGAUGUUUUAUCAUGAUUUUCUUUAGUAUGUGUUAGCCUUUUAUUGUCUUUUUUUUUUUUUUUUUUUAAUCAGUUGCUCAUCAUUUUGUGCCAAAGCUUUGGCUUAUUAGCUACUUUUCCAGGGCUAAAUAAGGGAUCAUUUACUAUAUGUUGUAUGAUUUUAUUUUAAAGUGUUAUGUGUUUCUGUAUUACACAGCCAUGAUUUACCUGGGCCAGUGGAUUCUCCUCCUGUUCUUCGUGCAGUUCAGCAGCCAUCUGUGCAGCAACAGUCCUCUGCUGGAUCCCAAAGACGGUCACAGGAUUCCAACUUGAACCUUACCCAUUAUGGUGUUCAGCACAUUCCAACUGCCUACAAGAGCAUGGCUGAGCCAUGGAUUCAGGUGUGUAGCUCAAAUUCUGUCCUUAGAAAUAUAGUCAAAACCUCCUAAAUGCUCUGGGAUUGCAAUGUACAUCUACUUCUGGGUUGGUGAAAGCUGUAGAACAGCUAGAUCAGUUACACAAUAUGAGCUACAAUGCAGUAAACUCUGAAAUAUGCAGUGUGAACAUGCGUGCAGGUCUAAAAAAAAAAUAAAAUUAACAUAGAAACAUAGAAUGUGACGGCAGAUAAGAACCAUUCGGCCCAUCUAGUUUGCCCAAUUUUCUAAAUACUUUCAUUAGUCCCUAGUCUUAUCUUAUAGUUAGGAUAGCCUUAUGCCUAUCCCACGCAUGCUUAAACUCCUUUACUGUGUUAACCUCUACCACUUCAGCUGGAAGGCUAUUCCAUGCAUCCACUACCCUCUCAGUAAAGUAAUACUUCCUGAUAUUAUUUUUAAACCUUUGUCCCUCUAAUUUAAGACUAUGUCCUCUUGUUGUGGUAGUUUUUCUUCUUUUAAAUAUAGUCUCCUCCUUUACUGUGUUGAUUCCCUUUAUAUAUUUAAAUGUUUCUAUCAUAUCCCCCCUGUCUCGUCUUUCCUCCAAGCUAUACAUGUUAAGAUCCUUUAACCUUUCCUGGUAAGUUUUAUCCCGCAAUCCAUGAACCAGUUUAGUAGCCCUUCUCUGAACCCUCUCUAAGGUAUCAAUAUCCUUCUGAAGAUACGGUCUCCAGUACUGUGUACAAUACUCCAAGUGAGGUCUCACCAGUGUUCUGUAUAAUGGCAUGAGCACUUCCCUCUUUCUACUGCUAAUACCUCUCCCUAUACAACCAAGCCUUCUGCUAGCAUUUCCUGCUGCUCUAUUACAUUGUCUGCCUACCUUUAAGUCAUCAGAAAUAAUCACCCCUAAAUCACUUUCCUCAUAUGUUGAGGUUAGGACUCUAUCAAAUAUUCUGUACUCUGCCCUUGGGUUUUUACGCCCAAGAUGCAUUAUCUUGCACUUAUCCACAUUAAAUGUCAGUUGCCACAAUUCUGACCAUUUUUCUAGUUUACCUAAAUCAUUUGUCAUUUGGCUUAUCCCUCCUGGAACAUCAACCCUGUUACAUAUCUUAGUAUCAUCAGCAAAAAGACAUACCUUACCAUCAAGACCUUCUGCAAUAUCAAUUUUAUGUGUGAUCUGUAUAUAACAGUCCUGUUGCAUAGUAAAUGACUAGAAUGGUUCGUUUUAGUACAAGAAGAGGAAAACAAAGUAAUAUGACAGAGAAUCGGCCCAAAGAGGAUAUAAAGUAGCAAGAGAGGGUGUUUAUUGCUGUUAUUUGCCUCCUAUGUUGUAUGUGUGUGAAUCAUGUGACAAUACCCCUACCCCGAGAGGUUUCUGCUCAUUUGCACUUUUGUGAAUAUAAAUACUAUAUACAGUGUUUAUUUUUUAUGAGGGAUAUUUUCAAAUUUGUUUUUAAAAUGUUUGAUUUUUUUUUUUCUUCUAGGUCUUUGGAAUGGAACUAGUAGGCUGUUUGUUUUCUCGGAACUGGAAUAUCAGAGAAAUGGCCCUGCGACGUCUCUCACACGAUGUCAGCGGAGCCCUUUUGUUAGCAAAUGGUGAAAGCACUGGAAAUUCUGGCAGUGGAAGUACCCCCAGUGGCAGUGCCCCUCAAGCUGCCAGUGGUUCAUCUCAGACUUGUAUCUCAGGGGAAGUUGUUGUGGAAGCCUGCUGCAGUGUACUGUCCAUGGUGUGCGCUGAUCCUGUCUACAAAGUGUAUGUCGCUGCUUUAGUAAGUAGUUUUUGCAGAUUACUUUAUUUCAUUGGUCUCGACUUUUUGAUAGCUUAUUCUGUCAUUUUAACUAAAAUUACGUGUAACUCUGAAGAUAGUUGAGCGUUUUAUUUUGGAGUGCUGUGGGCGAGUAAUGUCUUUUCAUGGCAUUACUCAACCUUUCUGUACAUUUAAAAGGCUGCGUGUAAGGUCCCCCUUAACUUUAUACCCUAAAAUAAGUCAUCCUAAAUGUCAGAUGUAGAAUCAUCAGAUCAGUAGGAGGCAAUAUGUAAUGCAUAAAUCUAACAAACAAUAUAGUGACAUUGUCUGUAAUUCUAGAAAACGUUACGAGCCAUGCUAGUUUAUACUCCUUGCCACACACCAGCUGAACGGAAAAAGCUGCAACAACUUCUUCAUUCAGUUGUGGAAACCAUCCUGGUCAAGUGUGCAGAUGCCAACAGGUAUAUUGUUAAUAAUCUGUAAAUUUCAUAUCUAUUGUACAUAGCCUUGCAAAGUCUAUUAAAAAUGAUAUCUUCUCUUGUAGCCGGACAAGCCAGCUUUCAGUAUCAACAUUGUUGGAACUAUGCAAAGGACAAGCUGGAGAGUUAGCAGUUGGAAGAGAAAUUCUCAAAUCUGGUAACUUCAGUACCUUUUUUUUUUUUUUUCUUCAUCUUCUACUUUGAACAGUAGAUGCUUGUAGUUUGUGUGAGAUGAGCAUGUUCAAAUCAGAGGCGAGGUUGCCUUAUUAGCGUGUGAAACACUUUAUGAAAUGUACACUACUUUAGUAUAUUUUGAAGCAACUUGAGAAGAGCACUGCAGAGUUUAAUUUGGCAAUGUAAGUAGCAGGCCACAGUGGUGGCUGGGGAUGUUUUGAGAUGACGUGCCUAUAGGGAAAGGAGCUUGUCUGUUGUAAAGAUCUCGGGACACAACUUAAACAUUACUUAAUAGUGGACAUAGUUAUAAAUCCUUCGAGAUGCAAAUGAAGGCUAUUUCUUUAUAGUUCUUUCAUUUUUUUUUUAGCUGAGGAUUGCUGGAGUUAACCCUGUGAGUACCUGGCACUUAGAGUUAAUUUCCUAAACAAAAGAGAUCGCUUGUCCAUAAAACAUGAUGUCCAGGGCUGCUACCCAGCAUAUUGCAAUUUUUUUACAUUGGGCACAGGGCGUUGCUGCAGGGUGAAACAGAAUUGGUAUCAUUAAAGAGACAGAUAUAACACAGUUCUCCAACACACGUUUGUUUUUACGUUAAAAUUAACAUUCUAGGAAAAAGUAUCGGUAGCUCUUAUCACUGCCAAUAUAAUUAUUUUAUUAAUAUUGGAUUUAUUUAUUGAUUUUAAAUUCUCUAUUUUAUUUGUGCAUAGCGUGAACAAUCACGUUUGCACUGCCACGAUAGCUGGUGCAAGCAAGUAUGGAAACAUACAAUAACAUAGGUAUGGCAUUGAAAUACAUAGCACAGUUUUUUUUGUUUUGUUUUUUUUUGUUUUUUGUAUAUAUUCAAGACAGAAAGUAAAACAGGAGCUUAAUGCAUGAGAAACAUACGUUUUAUACAGUGGUUACAUGCACUCUCGAGCAUAACUGCCUCUUUUUUAUGAAAGUUUCAACUGCGGUAUUAUACAGGCUAAACAAGUUAUGUAUGCAAAGUACUAGAGGUUCACUUAGCUAAGUCAGAUUCAAAUCUGGACGUUACCUCGCUGGUAUGUCUAAGCAUGGAAAUGGGUAGCAAUGGCCAGUCAUCAGGCUAGUUUAUCAACGCUGAUUUGGCCCUCCGCUUAUGUGGUGCGGUGUAUUUGAGUAAGUUGCAAACACUCUAACAUGCUAGACUAGGUAUGUGUACAAUAAAAGUUGUUGCUCUUAAGCGUGUAUGAUUAUGCUAAGUAUAUUAAUAGACAUGCUAGUCACGCUUGUCAAAUGAGAAGUCUUAGAAGUUAACCAUUAAUGCAGGCAUAGAACGGUAAACGAUAUACAAGUCGUAGUCGUUAGCCCUGUAACAAGGUCAAUAGGCCAGAUUAAGUUUUGUAAGGCUCAUACAUUGCAUAUGCAUUUUGUUUAAUAAUUAUAGGUAAGUGAGUUAGGUCGAUGCAAGUCGUGAGUAACAGUUGUUUUCUAGAUUAAAUGCUUGAAAUAGAAACCUGGACUUAGACAUAUUAACACAUGUUAUAGUUUAAACUGAGAACAGAGUCUUUGUAAAAUUUGCUUAUCUGAGAGAGUCCAGGGUUAGGUACGACGUCCGUGUAGGUAGAAGCGAUAGGCGUCCUGGUGAAGUGUAAGGUAGGCAGCAGGGUUGAAAAGGUUAGUAGACUGCGAGCUUGUUGUACAGAUGAGCGUUCAGCCCACUCCACAGGGUGGAAUGGUGUUGUAACAUACGAGAGCCAGUCCAUCAGGAUGAGGGUGGAGACCUUCCUGACCUCGCACUUGGUUGGGGGGCUGCCUAGCUUCCCCUGUAUGCCUGCUUUGACCAGCUGGUCGCUUGGCCCUCCAUGCUGCGAUUCUCCUCCUGCACCUUCUGAUUCCAGGUCGCUUGAGUGCCACUUGUCUUCGGCCCGAGGCUUUGAUGGGGGCCCGUACCACAUUUCCAUUGACCCCCAUCAUCGGGGUCGUGGGCCCAGGGUUCCACCGGGUCCCGGAUAUUUCCAUGGGUGUAUGGGUGGUGGCGGAGAGCUACCUCCUGGUUAGCUCCCAGCUCGGAAGAAGAGUGAGGUUGGACACUGGGUGUGUGGAGGGCUCGCAGCACUCUGUGGCCCAGCUCCGGUGCUGGUUUUCCUCUCGUGCGUUUGCUCGUUGGCGGGGGACAUUUACUUCCGCGGCGCCAUCUUGGGGCACUGUGUAGUCGAGGAGUAAGUAGCUUGCAGCUAGGUUGCUUGGGUUUCAUGUGUGCUCGGUUUGCGCUGCCGUGCCCGGUUCUCCAGCUUUGCCCAGAAGGCUGCAAAAAUAGCGUUAAGCCUGGCUGAGUAGUCCAGCAUUUCCGUGUGGCAGUCAGUUGUUUCGUCUAAUGUGCUUGCCGCCGCCGCCAUUUUGGGUUCGCCACGUGCUCGGCUGCCCUGGUGCUGCCGUUCACCGAGCUGUGAGUUCAGCCCGUGACUGCUUCUCCAGUCGCUGAAUGUGGACCGAGAUGACCCCCAUCGGUCCGGCGGGGUGGGGGGGUUGGAGGUGAGAGCCCUGAGGGGAGCCAUGUCCAGGUCAGUCAGCACGGGGAGCGGCCGUCUCCCCACUGCUCAAUCUCCGGUAGGCCUCAGGGUAUGUUGUCGGGUCCCCGGGGGGUUACAGAUUUGAUUUCGGUAUCGGGUAGUUCCCCCGGUGUCCGAUUGUGCUGUGUUUUGGGGAGAUUACCCCCCAAAAGUGCUGGAUUAAGCAGGAGCUGAGGUUCAGCACAACCAUUCAGCUUGGAUGCUAGGCUCCGCCCCCCAUAUUGGAUUUAUUUUACUGUUUAAAAAAAAAAAAAAAAAAAAUUUUUUAAAUUCUACAUUUGCCGUAUGUGUUAGUGUUACAGUAUAUAUUUAUAAUUUUAUAAAAAAAUGUUCCCCUCUCUUACAGAAAUAGUUUUUCAGUGGAUUAAACAUUGCAUUAUCUUUCAGGGUCCAUUGGAAUUGGGGGUGUGGAAUAUGUCCUAAGUUGUAUUCUAGCAACCCAAGCAGAGGCAAACAACUGGCAGUCGCUCCUUGGCCGUCUUUGUCUGAUCGAUAGACUUCUCCUUGAGUUUCCUGCUGAGUUUUAUCCUCACAUUAUCAGUGGUGAGGUCUUACAGGCUGAGGCAGCUAUGGAAAGGUAAAGUUUUACAAAAUAUUGGGGGAUCCUGUGCAUUUUGUGUCAUUUGUAAGCAAUAUAUAGUAUACGGUAACACAAUUAUAACGAUCUAAUAUUUUUAGACUUUCUUGGCAUAUUUAUUAGAUUAUCUGAGCCUAAUUCCAUAUCUCCCAUAGGAUGUAGACUUUAACGUAUUCUCUGCCAGCCUAAGGCAUAGUUAAGCUGGUGAUUUAAGGCAAUCUCCUGAGCAGUAUAUUUGUGAGUGUUGAUCAGGUUUUGGUUGCUGUGUGUAUUGGUACUUGUGACUGACUGUAAUGUGAAUAUAUUACUGUAGGUCUAGGAUAUUCUAACUUUUGCAAUUGUCGCUAGUUUUGUCUGUUAUAGUUCUUUGAAUUUCUACGAUAUGCUGAGUUAGUAAAUUGUAUGUAGUCAAUAUAACUGUACUAGUAACAUGAGAUUUGACAUUAAAUUCUGUGCUAUCAGACGUCACUGUAUUUGUCAUUGGUGAGAUCUGGCUACUACUGUGGGAUGACAAAAUCUUUAACCAGGAAGCAUUUGAAUUCUAUUUUAAGCUAUGCUUUCCUUAAUGCUUGAUUUUUCAAAAACAAAAUAAUUUUCAGAUCCAGACAGGUUCCUUAGUUUUUUUUAUACCAAUUGUUUAGUAUUAAUCUCUCAGCUGUUGCGUUUAUUAAUCUGCUGUAGUUACCAUUCCUCGUUAAAUAUGCCAUGAGGAUCUCUGUUAAAUCAUGGCUGCCAUGAAACCACACAUUAGAGCCAUUUGGUUACCAUACAGGGCAGCUGAUUAAAAUAUUUGGAAGUCUCUGGUUAUGCUUAUUUAGAAUUUCUAUAGUUACACAACUCAGUGGUUUCUGCAUAUUUACAUUUCUUUUUCUCUCCCCACAGAUAUAAGAACCUGCUAUCACUGUUAAACUUUGCCUUGCAAUCUAUUGACAAUUCCCAUUCUAUGGUGGGUAAACUGUCACGCAGGGUCUUCUUAAGUGCUGCAAGAAUGGUUGCAAGAGUUCCUCAUGUGUAUGUCAAACUUCUGGAAAUGUUGAGCACAACCAGUUCGACCCAUUACAUUCGAAUGCGGCGACGUUUAAUGGCCAUUGCUGAAGAAAUGGACAUUGUAGAAGUUAUUCAACACAGCCUGGAGGAUCCUCAAGCUUUUGAAAACCGCAGAGAAGCCUUUGUGCCACCUUCUGCCCCUGCAAACUCCCCAGUUAUUUCACAAAGUAAUUCCCCAGAAAACACUGUGCAACUAUCAGGGAAAAUGGUCAAAGACAAUUGUGACUCAAAAUUUGCCUCCAGCCCAGAGGACUUGCACGCUGCUUUGGAAGUUGUGUAUUUAGGGCUUCCUUUAACUUCUGUAUCAAGUGAGCAACCAAAGCCUGCCAUUCAGACAAAACGCAGACCUCCAAGUCAGUGCUUGAACUCUCCGUCUUCUACUCACCCCAAUUCCCUUUUCCCAAUAAUGCCAUCUCCAACUUCUACUCCUUCUGUGCCAGCUGGUCCUGGCCCAGAUGUCACCAAGCCCAAACCUCAGACAUUCACUCCCUGUAAACUGUCUUCUGCUUCUCCUCAAACACAGAGGAAGUUUUCUCUUCAAAUACAAAAGCACUAUUCAGGUAGCAAGGAACCUGAGAAACUUUCUCCUGUUUUCCCUCAUGCAAGACCAUUACCAUCUCAUAUGAUACACCGGCCAAAGCCAUCUCGACUAACACCAGGAGAUGCAGGCUUAGCUGGAGAGACUUCUAAAAGUUGUAUGACUCUUGACUUAAAUGGACAGACAUGUGGUAGUAAUACAAGUGCUAUUAUACCAAGUGAUGACACUGUGUUUACACCAGUAGAUGAGAAAUGCCGACUGGACACCAACACAGAGCUUAAUUCCAGUAUGGAGGACCUUUUGGAAGCCUCAAUACCAGCAUGUGAUAGCACAGUCACCUUCAAGUCUGAAGUUGCUGUUCUUUCUCCUGAGCGGGCCGAGAUUGAUGACACAUAUAAAGAUGAUGUUAGCCACAAUCAGAAAUGCAAAGAGAAAAUGGAAGCAGAGGAGGAAGAAGCACUGGCUGUAGUUUUGGCAAUGUCUGCCUCUCAGGAUGCCCUGCCAGUGAUACCCCAACUGCAGGUUGAAAAUGGGGAAGACAUUAUAAUUAUCCAGCAGGAUGUAAGUUUGUUUGCUUCUCAUAUAUAGGUUUAUACAUGAAUCUGUCUUAAGUAACACCACUUUCCCAAUUGACCUUAUUUAAUGAUGUGUUUCAGUGGGGUUUUUUUUUUUUUUUUUUAAACUGAAUUAAGCGCUACAUUUAAAGGGUUACUGAAAGCACCUUGGCCACUUUGGUGAUUUGAUAUGAUCAUGAUGUCUGUGCGUAUCUCAGUAUAAAAUGCUGCACAUACUGGGAUAUUUAAUGAGGUUACCAGAGGUCGAACUCCACCCCUGGCAGCAUCAUUAGUACAUUGGCCUAAUGGCUAAUAUCAAUUCUGUGCAUAUUUCUAUGCAAAGUGUUAGUCAUUGGCUGAGAGCUCCCAGCUGACGUUCUCAGCCAAUGAAUGAUUAACUAGAUAUGCCUCUGAGCUCUGCAGAAGCAAGAUGUCAUUCAACCAGCACCAGAGGAGACCAGGUGCAUGGUGGGACCAGGUCCAUGACCAAAGAAUGGUGACAUGUACUCCUGGCAUCAUAACCACUACAGUGGUAUUCAAUUAAGUUAGUAAUAUGUAUAUUAUGAGACCAUAUUAGUAAUAUGCUGCUAUUUUUGACCUCAGGCUCAGGAAAUUAAGCUAUCAGAAUUAUGAAUUUAAUGAACUGAAGUUCAUUAGUUCAUGAGUUCUAGGGAGGUUUUUGAUUUGACACCAUAAAGUCCUAUCCGCUAUAAUAUACAAUCAAAAUACUUAUACGCGCACAGGAAAACCACAAAAUGUAAGAUUAUGGCUGCCGUGAAAUUUCUCUUGAAAGGUCUCUAGACCUCUAGCUAAAGUUUUGAUGCUUAUAGUAUCCCCUUUAAGUAGAGAAAGGCUAUUGUCCGUUUUAUUCAGUCUUUUUCGUGACCCAAUACGUUCUCUAUUCUUUUGAUGUCCCAAGGGAAAAAAUAUCUCCGUCACAUUUAGUGUUUAAUCUGUGUAUUUGUAUUGACAUACGAAAAUAAAACCAUUUUUCCAGGGUAGGCGUGGCUAGGAAUAUAGAUGUAUAAAUCCUUAUGUGCUGCCUCAAUAUUGAUUAAAACACGAAUAAAUGCUCUUUAUACUGAGGUUGCAAAUUAAUUCAGUUUGCCAUGGAUUGACCUCAAAGUAUAAAGUACCACUUGAAGGUGAUCUAUAUAUUUACAUACAUUGCUUCACUGUGAACUUGCAAAGUGGGCAGUCGCUUCAGUUCAUUAAAUUUGAAUCUACUAAAACACACAAGGAUUGAUUUCAAUUUAAUAUGAUAAUGAAUUGGGUUUGCUAACGUGAUGUACUUCAGCUUACAUGCUUUUAAAUUACUUAACAGACACCUGAGACCCUGCCUGGUCACACCAAAGCAAAAAAUCCCUACAGAGAAGAAGCUGAAUGGCUCAAAGGUCAACAGAUUGGCUUAGGGGCAUUUUCUUCCUGCUAUCAAGCUCAGGAUGUUGGAACGGGAACAUUAAUGGCAGUCAAACAGGUGACUUUUUAUAUAUAUAUAUAUAUAUAUAUAUAUAUAUAUAUAUAUAUAUAUAUUUUUUUUUAUUUUUUAUUUUUUUUUAUAGAAUAUGCACACACAUACAAAGAAACCUUUAAUAUUCAAUGCUAAGGAUCACCUUAGCAUUCUGUCAUAAAGAAAAACUAUAGUGUUUGAAAUACAAACAUAUAUAUUCCUACCACUAUUUUACUUACCUCAUCGCUGUGGCUGGCCCUGUCUCCAUGGCUAAGAUACUCCAUCUAAACUCUCAGCCAAUCGAAGGCUUUCCCAUAGGAAAGCACUGGGAGACGAUUGUGCAUGUGCAGCAAAACACUGUGCUGCACCAAUUGGUAUCUCCUUAUUUCCUCAUAGAGAUUCAUUGAAUUAUUAUUAUAUUUAUAGAGCGCCGUCAAAUUCCGCAGCGCUUUACAAUGGGUGGACGAACAGACAUGUAUUUGUAACCAGACAAGUUGGACACACAGGAACAGAGGGGUUGAGGGCCUUGCUCCAUGAGCUUACAUGCUAGAGGGAGUGGGGUAAAAUGACACAAAAAGGUAAGGAUAGUAUUAGACUAGUGACAGUUGAAGAAUCAGUCAGGAGCUAUUAACAGUUUAAUUGAUACGCUUUUAUGAAGAAGUGGGUUUUUAACGAUUUUUUGAAGGAGUGGAGACUGGGUGAGCAUCUAACGGAGGAGGGAAGCGAGUUCCACAGGAACGGUGCAGCCCUCGAGAAAUCUUGAAGGCGAGCAUCAGAGGUGGGAGUACAGACAGAAGAUAGACGUAAGUCUUCAGCAGAUCGUAAGGGCCUAGACAAGACAUACUUGUGUAUAAGGGAGGAUAGAUAGGUGGGAGCAGCAUUCUGUAGAGAAAGCAAGAACCAGAAUUUUAAAUUGAGCUCUAUAUUUUAUAGGAAGCCAAUGUAGGGACUGACAGAAGGGUGAGGCAUGGGAGGUGCAGGCGGACAGGAAGAUGAGCCUCGCCGCCGCAUUCAUUAUGGACUGUAACGGCGCUAAUUGGGAGCACAUAAGACCACUGAGAAGCGGAUUACAGUAGCCAAGGCGAGAAAGGACAGUGGAAUGAACCAACACCUUAGUCGCAUCUGGCGUUAAGUAGGGGCGGAUGCGCGCAAUGUUUUUGAGAUGAAAAUGACAGGAUAUGGCGAUAGAUUGAACAUGAGGCUUGAAGGAGAGGUCGGAGUCAAAGAACACCUAGGCAGCGAGCCUGCGUGGUGGAGCUUGAUGGUAGCACCGUUGACUUGGAGGGAGACAGGAGUAACAACACUUGAGGGAGGAAAGACCAGAAUUUCCGUUUUGGUCAAGUUUAGACACUAGUCAAGAGGGAUGGGGCGAGAUCAGGAGAGGACAGGUAGAUUUGCAUGUCAUCUGCAUAGAAAUGAUAUUGGAAGCCAAGGGAUGGAGAACAGUAGGGGACCAAGGACUGAACCUUGGGGGACACCAACAAAGAGGAGUUGGGAGAGAAGAAGCAGAGCCAGAGAAAGAAACACUGAAAGAGCGCUGGGGGAGGUAGGAGGAGCACCAGGAGAGAGCAAUAUCUUGUAGACCGAUAUUGCGGAGGAUUAGAAGAAGCUGUUGAUGAUCAACAGUGCCAAAAGCCGCAGACAGGUCAAGGAGAAUUAGGAUAGAGUAGUGACCACGAGAUUUUGCAGCGAGUAGAGCAUUGGAUACUUUGGUCAGUGCCGUUUCCACAGAGCGCUUAGUGCGGAAACCAGACUGAAGCUGAUCUAGCAGAGAGUUUGACUCGAGGAAGUCUGUCAAUCUCGCAUACACAAUUUUUUUUCAAGGAUCUUGGAUGCAAAAGGCAGUAGCGAGAUAGGACGAUAGUUGGAUGGGGAGUUAGGGUCAAGAUUGGAAUUGGGGAUACAGUUGCAUGUUUGUUUGAAGGGCAAUGGAAAUAUACCAGAGGGGGGAGAGAGAUUGAGAAUUUUAGUGAGAGGUGGAGAAAGAGAAGAAGACAGAUGCGAGGGAAUUGGAUCUAGGGAGCAGGUGGUGAGGCGGGAGGACUGGAGCAGAGCAGAAACCUCUUCCAAUGUAGCGGGUGCGAAUGAACAUAGAACAGCAGAGGGAGUGAUGUUAGGGGAAGUAUUGUAAGGGGAAGAAGAAAGAUGAGAUCUCUUCUCUGAUUGUACAAUGCGGUGUUUAAAUGUACAAGGUGCCAUGAUGUCUAGCUGAGAGGAGAGGGUGGAAUUAUAGAAGGUUGCAGAACUAGGACAGGUGAGGUUUGAGAUUAGUGGAGAAAUGCUCUCCACUGAAGGUCAAGACAUUGGAGGUUUCUGUCUUAGGUAUGCCAAUGUCAGCAGAUGGUGGUCAGAGGAAAAAGAAUAUUGGAGAGAUUAGAGAAUAAAUGCAGGGCAUGGAGACGUUGAACGUAAAGUGUAACACUGACAUAGGAAGCAUCUCUAGUGGCUGUCUGAGUGACUACCAUUACAGGUGUUACUAGGCAGCCAUAUAAAUACUGUCUUUUCUUUAAAAUGUCUGCAGAGACAUACUAUAGGAAGCAGAACCACUGCAUUAAGUUAGUGGUUCUGGUGACUAGUGUCCCUUUAAAUAUAGUUCACCUGGGGUGUGUGGCCUGAAACCGCAUGGAAGCAAUAGCAUAAACCGAGAGCUCCGCCAUUAAGUGGACUACAACAGCGAGAUUCACAGCAAUAUUCACACAGCGACACAUCCACGAGCUGUUGAGGAUACGGGGAAAAGAUGUCCAACAAAUCAACCAAAAAAUGAAAACAGAAAACGCUGCAUUCACACCUAACAAUGGGGAAUAACGGCAACCAAGAUGACGCUGACGGAUCAAACUCCGCAAACUCGUACUGUGAUACUGGGGAGGACCAAGAUGUCCCUGAUGUCCCUGACAUCCCCUGCACACAACCGGCCGCGGAUGCCUCCGUGAGUAAAAUGAUGCACUCACUACAACAAAGUCUGCGGUCCGAUUCUCUAAAAUGGCGGCGCACAUCAAGGCAGACAUACUGGCCUUAAGAGACAAAAGGCACACUUAGAAGAGACGACAGAAGGGCUGAGAGAAGCACAUAAAGAACUAGCAGAAGCGCACACACAGCUCUGCAGCAAAAAGUGAAUUUCCUCGAGGGGAAAAUAGCAGAUAACGUAGAUAGAGAAAAGAGAAAUAUUAGAUUGAAAGGUGUACCGGAAGCUGUAGGCCCACAAGACCUAACUAAGUUCGUGCAGGAUAUGUUUCAGGCACUCAUCCCGACACUAGAGGUCUCAGACUUACGCCUAGACCGCACUCACCGACUGCCGAAAUCGAGGCAUCUGCCGCCCUCAACACCAAGUGAUGUAAUCACACGAAUUCACUAUUUCACAGUGAAAGACCAACUGAUGUAGGCUUCACGCAGCAAUCCGACAUUGCCAAACCCGUUUACAGAUGCUAAACUUUUCAUAGACUUAUCCGCGACGACUUUGUUUAAAAGAAGAGCGUUUGCCAUGGCUCUACGCAAUGCCGCUAUUCUGUACAAAUGGGGAUUUCCGGCGAAAUUAUUGCUGAAACGUAAUGGUACAGAUAAAAUCAUCCUCACUCCGAAGGAUGGUGUGAAACUACUCAGAGAAUGGAACAUCCCCGUAGCACAAUCUGCCAACUCCAAAUCACCAGCAGCGUCACCACCUAGAAAAAACGCAAAAGAUUCGCAAUCCAUCCCAUGGCACGGAACACUGAUGCAUCGGGCCGUGAGGCCACAGCUCGCCAUUGAGAACUUUCAGAUACGUAUAAACACUGUGGAACUGAGAGCCUGAUGCUCCCCUGUGUAACCUCGCAGCUGUUUUCACUUGCAAUGUGAUUCACAGCCGAGAGUCUACACAAGGCGGAUAGAAAAAAAAUAAUUUAAAGUUACUAGAUUUAUGCUGCCAACCUUAUCUUAUAAUUGAACCAUUAUCAGGUACCACCUGAAAAGUGUAUCUGAUAAGAGGGUUACAAGUAUAUGCGCAAGACUGUACAACAAUAGAUAUACCCUGAAUUGUUUAACCCUAGAAAAUACUUACAAAGUAUCUAACUGAGCAACUCCCACGAUACCCCACAUGGCUUACCUACCAAGCCAUAAACGUAUCCAUUUGCAGAAUACUGCGCUAGGCCACCCGGCUAACUGGUUUGUAUAUAGUUCACGUUAAACUGUUAUAAGUUGUCACCCACCCCACCUUACCUCCUCCUUACCACCAAAUCACAGAACUGUAGCGAGACAAGACUGCGAGUCGAGAGAAGAUCUCAAUUGCUGUAACCCAUUAACCACUUAACGGCACAAUGUCGAUCAAAAUAUUCUCUCUAAACACAAAGGGUUUGAACUGCCCUAAUAAAAGGUGACUAGCACUAUUGGAAGCUAAACAGAAAGCACAAGUUGCCUUCUUUGAAGAAACCCAUUUCAAAUGGGGCUCACGGCCCAGGUUUAACUCUCCCUGGUUUCCUAUAGACCAUCACUCUUGUUAUUCUACAAAAAAAAGAGUGGUCUAUAUCCUAAUAAGCAAAAACGUAACCUUUGAAUUAAUCCGCAAAAUCAGUGAUAAGAAAGGUAGAUAUCUCAUCAUUCAGUGUCAUCUGAAUAACAAUCCCUUUACCUUAAUGAAUAUCUAUGGGCCCAAUGACAAUUAAGAAGCAUUUAUAACCCAGGUAUUUGCUAUGUUAAAUUUGUACAGCUUUGGGGAGGUAAUACUUGGAGGCGAUACCAACCUUCACCUAGACAGUACCAAAGACUCAUCUGCCUCAGACACAGUGGCACCCACCACCUCAAAGAGACAGCUCACACAAUCCCAUAACAUCUGCAACAUCCUAUCAACACAUGAUUACGUAGACCCCUGGAGAAUAAUUCACCCCACUGAAAUUGAUUACACUUGUCAUACUGCAGUACACAGUAGUUACUCCAGAAUCGACAGAUUCUUGAUCAGAACUGCCUCACUUGCAAAAGUACUUGGCGACAUUACGUGGUGAGACCACGCUCCUAUCACACUGACACUCAAUGAUAGAUUCCCUACCAAUGAUUGAACCUCUUUGAGGCUAAAUGAAGCCUUACUCAAGAAUCCGCACAUAGUCAAACAAAUCACACUGGACCUGCAAAAUUACUUUGCAGACAAUGACAGACCAGAUAUAGACCCAGACUACAUUUGGCUAGCGCACAAAGCAGUCAUUAGAGGCAGCUUCAUUAAACACGCAAGCCAUGCUAGGAGAACCCAUCAAGCACAAUACCUGGCCCUCGUCAAUGAGAUUAAAUCUCACACAUAGGAACAAACACUAGUCCACCCUAGACACACAGUGAACCCUACUAGCAUUACAGACCAAACUGCGUGAUAUGGAACUGGCAAAAACUACUUGGCUCCUACGAAAAUCAAAACAGAAAUUGUUCGCGGCAGGGAAUAAAGCCAGAGCUAAAUUAGCAGCACAACUAAAACAAAAAACAAUCGCCUCCAGGAUUGCCUACGUCAAAACCGGGAAGGGUCAAAAAAUCAUUGACCCCGGGGAAAUUGUUAAUUAAUUUGCGGAGUAUUACCAUAAAUUGUAUAACCUGAGCAAGUACGAGGCUACUAAUGUCCCGACCAUAACAGACAAAGAAGAGUUCUUGACAGAGCUGCGCUUGCCUUUACUGACCCCAACCGCAGUACAGUCCCUACGAAAACCCAUAUCCCUGGAGGAAGUCACACUAGCAAUUGCAGACCUGCCUGCUAACAAAUCACCGGGACCAGACAGCCUUACAAAUACUUAUUACAAAUUAUUUGUAAAUAUCCUCUCUCCACACUUAUUAAAUCUGUACCGACAGAGCAAUGAACGGGGAGCUCUCUCUGCUGAAAUACUUAUGGCCCAUAUCUCCACCCUCACCAAGCCUGGAAAAUCACUGACAAUAUGUAAAAAUUUCAGACCCUAUUAAACGGAGACGCUAAACUGUAUGCCAAAAUACGAAGUAAUAGAUUAGCUCCACUCCUCAGACAGUGCACAAUAACCAGUCUGGGUUUGUCCGGGGCCGUCAGGGCUCUGAUAAUACUCGUUGAAUUCUCAAUAUACUAACACAAAUGGAGAGGGACAAAAGAUGCAGAGAAGGCCUUCGACCGCCUCAACUGGACAUAUAUGUCGAAAGUCCUGGAAUCCUAUGGAUUCCCGCUCGAAAUGGUUGGAGGGAUAGGUGCAUUAUAUAGCGCCCCAGCAGCCAAGGUCUCAACCGGGGACUUCAACUCUGAAUUCUAUAUCACAAAUGGGAUAGAUCCUGUCACUGGAACCAUUAGCACUUAAAAUACGUACAAAUCCCUAUAUCAAAGGAAUCCAAAUGCAAGGCCAAGAACACAAAUUGGCGAUGUUUGCCGAUGAUGUUUUGUUGUCAAUGGCAGACCCGGAAAAAUCCCUACCUCACCUUAUGCAAACCUUUAGAGUUCGGCCUUGUUUCUCAUAAACACAACCAGGCCAAAACCAAGCACUGCCAAUUGGCAUGCCCUUAGGGCUAAAAACAUUACUAAAAGAGCAAUAUCAAUUUGACUGGAGAUCUUCAUCUCUCUCCUAUCUGGGAGUUAAAAUUGUGACAUCCAUUGCCACAAUCAUAAAACUCAACUACUUUUAUCACACAUAUGUAAGACAGAAACUCUGGCGUGGAAGCACACAUAUCUUUCCUGGUUAGGGAAGAUUAACGCAUUUAAAAUGUCCAUACUACCCAAGAUCCUAUGUUUGCAGAAUGCUCCCCCUUAAGAUACCACGAUCCCUACUCAAAUCACUACAAAUUACAUGCAACACUUUUAUUUGGGACAACAAGAAACCCAGAAUACCUAACAAACUAUUACACACCCAGGAUUAGACAGGGAGGAGUAGGCCUUCCAAAUAUUACCCAAUACUAUAAGGCUACGGCACUAGCAGCAGGGAAUACUCCUACACUUGCCCAAAGGAGACCUAAAAUGGGUAGAUAUGGAAAGAGCACAAAUACCAGAUUACGAUAUUGUUGAUCUCUUAUGGACACCCAAACACCUACGUACCCCUCACGCGAACCUAUUUCCCACCACAACCUUCACUCUAGGAGUGUGGGUUGCAUUUAUGAAUAUACUAGACUGCAAAACCUCCUUUCACAUCAGGGCACCACUGACUGCCUUGAGAUCCAUGACCACAGACUUACCACUAGCUAGGUGGGUUAAAGUAGGAAUUACUCACAUCCAUCAAUUAACAGAUAACGGGGAAGUAAUCCCAUUUGCGGACCUACAGACCCAAUGGCACUUACCAGCUACGGAAUUGUUCACAUACCUGAGACUCAAAGGAACUAUAUUGACUCAUGUGCACAACUACCACACCAAAAAGACAAAUCACUACCUACUGAAGAUAUUCUUGAUAGAUGCUGGACUACUCCCGGCAAACCAAAAACCAUAUCCUUAUGCUACAAAAUAUGGGAAAGCACGACACCAAAGCAUAACCCACUUCGUAGAACAAAAUGGGAGGAGGAUUGUUCCCUUCAAUUAUCAGACGACGACGACUGGGUAAGGGCCCCCAACAACUUAUCUAAACUCACUAGAUGCUACACACAAGUAGAAGCUUACAGGAAACUAAUCUACAGGUGGUAUAUGACACCACAAAAUCUACCCUAAUGUACCACCAAUAUGCUGGAGGUGCUCAACAACAACCAGGUCAUUCCCAAACAUCCAACCCCUCUGGAUAGAGGUCCGGAAAAUGCUAGAAAAAUUAGGCAUAUCGAACCUACCAAUAAACCCACAAACCUACCUAAUGCUCCUAUAUCCUACUGAUCUCGCUAGAGAACACAGGCAGGUAUGUGCCAUUAUACUUCUAGCCGCUAGGAACCUCCUAGCCACACACUGGAAAUCGCACGUAUGCCCCUCAAAAUCACAAUUAUGGGACAAGAUCCAACAAUAUUGUGUGUGUGUGUGUGUAUAUGUCAUUAAACAGUGCAGAAACUCCAAACUGUAUGGAAACAUUGGAAACACAUGUACCCAAGGUUACAUACACCCAUGAGUAUACCCUGAGGGGUAUUAAGAUUACUUAGAGGCAGGAAUGCCGGGUCGCACUUAGAAACGCCGACCAAAUCUUGCACUCGCUACUUCUUGACCCAAGAAAAUCUAACUCAAGGCACCAUGUUACGAGUAGUUCAACACGUAGAAGGGUACUGACGUGCCGCACAGCCUCACCUACCCAGAAUUUGUGUAUAACAAGGCUAUAACCAAUGUUUGCUUUAUGUUCCCUCCCCCUUACUGAAUAUGUACUGAACAAAUGUCUGAGACAUCGAAACUGUAACCCCUAUAUCCCUUUCUCUCUUCUGUACCCCAUAAACAUGUAAACCAAUAAACAAAUAUUAUAAAAAAAUAUAUAUAAAUAUAUAUAUUUACCUGUCACACGCAAAUUAAGUUUAAUGCAGUAUAUAUUUAAACUGUCCCUGAAAAUGUUAGUGUCCAUUACAUAAAGCUUGCAUUAGUAUUUUGUUAAAGUGUGUUUCCAAAUAAUGCUAUAUAUGCUUAUAUUUUUUCCACUGAAAUGGUGCUUCAAGGCUUUGAUCUUUGUUGUAAACCAAAUCAAAAAGUUAAAGGUCCCAGAACACAGCCAAAUCUGAUCUAAUAAAAGAAAGGCAGGCUUGCUUUUAAGUUGUUUGCAUACCCUCCAUUUUUGUUUUUUUACAUUAGAUACUAAUAAUCAUCUUUACUCUUUCACAUGUCGAAGUCACUUAAUUGAGAAAUGUCCUAAAAGUUGUUCAACUAGAAUGUUACUUAUUCACAGGUUACAUAUGUGCGCAAUACAUCAUCUGAACAAGGAGAGGUGGUUGAAGCUCUGAGAGAAGAAAUAAGAAUGAUGAAUCACCUCUCUCACCCAAAUAUAAUCAGAAUGCUGGGAUCAACAUGUGAAAAGAACAACUACAAUCUGUUCAUUGAGUGGAUGGCAGGUAAGGAUCAGUGGUUGCUGGGAGAACACAAUGACACUGGCCUGUUUGUGGAAUAAUUCUAAUCAUGAAACUUCCUUCCAGGGGGUUCUGUUGCUCAUCUGCUUAGUAAAUAUGGAGCAUUCAAGGAAUCUGUCAUCAUUAACUACACUGAGCAACUGCUGCUUGGCCUAUCAUACCUUCACGAGAACCAGAUCAUCCAUAGAGACAUUAAAGGUAUAUAUCACAUGGCUACAUUUCCCACUGUUUAUCUGUGUUGGAGAAUCUUGGUAAUUGCAGCUGAACAUCUGUGAUGUGUGUCUGCAAUCCCCACAUGACCUUUAGUCAUUUGCUGUCCUUGAAAUGUGAGACACCAUCUUUUUGUCCGAAUGUAACAUUUAUUUUGUAUGUUGUGCAUGUGAUUUCCGCAGUAAAUGUGUAGCUGUAAAACUAAAUACUUGAUUUGCUUCUGGUCCAGCUAGAUGGCAAGUUCAGUGUGUCUCCUGUAAUGUAUAGUGCGAAUUCCCACAAAGCUUGACGUAAAUGCUAUGCAUUCAGGUAUGACAUGCAAGGAUUGUGUGAGAAAAUGUAAUUAAUUCACUAAAUUUUUUUUUUUUUUUUAGCAAAUCUAUCUCUACACCUGCUAAGUAAUUUGACAAUUUGAAGCAAAAUGUUAUUCUCUAUUAAGUCCUACUGAAGUAAUCCUAUAUCAGUAAUUUAGGUUGAAGGAUUACACCAUGACAACUUUAGUAAUUUUUAUAUAUAUAUUUAAUACAAUGUUAAACAAAAAUCUGCACACCAGUCAAGCCAUAAGACUUGCUUUUCCCACAAAAAUCCCAAAUCUGCAGUGAUGUUACAACCACAAAGGAUUCUGGGUGGACAUAUGCAAAUUAGUUUAACAAAGAAUCACAUUUUUGCUUCAUUCCAUUUUAAACAUGGAUUCCUUUUAAUCUGUGUUUGCUGUAUACAACUGCUUGGAACACAAUUUAGGAAAAGAUGCAAAACCAGUGAACCACUCAUGGACAGCUGUUUCGUUGUUAAUGCAACUCUUCAGCAUGAGGUUGGUUACUGGUUUGCUUAUUGUGUUCCAAGCAGUUGUAUACUGCAAACACAGAUUAAAAGGAAUCCAUAUUUAAAAUGGAAUGAGGCAAAAAUUUGAUUAUUUAUUAAACUAAUUUGCACAUGCCCACCCAGAAUAAUAUACAUACAUAUACAACCACGCCCCUCUCUUCUCUCUCCUCAAAGAAACACUAGCUAGCAAGGGUUACUACAACCAAAACCAGCGUUUAUAAGUUUUCCCAACACUGUAAUCAAGACCGUGCUGAACGUUGCACUUGGCAGCAAGCAAAUUAUUUCUUCUCCUCUCUUGGUAUGGAGUAGUUAAAGAAUGUAAAAUGUUUUUUUUUUUUUUUUCUCACCCAAAAUCCAGGUGCAAAUUUGUUGAUUGAUAGCACUGGACAUCGGCUACGAAUUGCUGAUUUUGGAGCUGCCGCUCGCUUGGCAUCGAAAGGCACUGGUGCUGGAGAAUUUCAGGGACAGUUAUUGGGAACCAUUGCAUUCAUGGCACCAGAGGUACUCUUAAUGAUUAUUAAAUAUGUUCCUUAUUCUGUUACUACUUUGCAAAGAUUUUUUUGAAGUUUGUUUAAUAUACUAACAUUAUGUUGAUAGGCGAGGGCAGUUAAUUUAUAAUAUAGAAAAAAAAAAUUCUCUUUUGUCAGUCUUUGAAAGCUGUUGGCAAAAGUGUUAUGUUGAACGCUUGUUAUCAAAUGCAUGUGGCACAGAUGACAUCUAAAAAUAUAAAAUUUUAAAAAGCUGUCCUUUGUAUUCUUGUAGCAGUAACAGAAGUUCAUAUUUUUCCUCUUAGAAUAUUUUUUUGUGUAUGAUCCGGUUCUUAGGAUACUGCCUUGUGGUGCUACAUUUGCCUCGCUCAGCCGUCCCCAAUAUUCAAAUGAUACAAAUGGUCUUAUCACAGGAAUAAUUGUUUUUUUUUUUUUUCAAUUUUAAGGUAUUAAGGGGGCAGCAAUAUGGAAGAAGUUGUGAUGUGUGGAGUGUUGGUUGCAGCAUAAUUGAGAUGUCUUGUGCUAAACCACCCUGGAAUGCAGAAAAACACUCAAACCACCUUGCACUCAUAUUUAAGGUAACCACCAUGUAAUUACUUGCUGUCUAACAGAGUAAACAUUUUAAAGUGUUACUCCAAACCCUUUUCACUAUGUCUUUAUUUUAAUUUAUAAUGCCUCCAUGGACACUAGUAACUUUGUCCAUACUCCUUUGUAAAAUAAGAAUACACGUGCAGCUGCAUACUGACAGAUUGAAUUUUUGCAUUGAAUGAAGAGAUCUGGGCUACCCAAGUCACAUGUACAGGAGGUAAAUCUAGCCCCAACACAAAAGUGCAGGUAUCUUCAUAUGAUGCAUUUCAUGCAGAAAUGCUGCACAUAUGAAUUGCUUACUCCAUGGCCACUUCUAAAAGCAAAAGUGGUUAUGGAGGCUGGAGUAUAUUUUCAAAACCCUGUAUGUUGCAUUUUAUAUAGAGUGCCUGCUAUACGGUAUUUGAGGGAGGAGUGUUGGAUAACACGGGGUUAAUGAGAAAUUCCUAAAAGUUGGUCAGGCUAUAAUUCCCAGCAUGUAUGUUUGCAUAGGUUUUUUUUUUUUUGUUUUUUUUUUAAAGCUGACUAUUUGUAUUGUUCCUUAUUAUUUUAAAUAUAGGCAUGAUUUACAGCAAUACAUGUUCUGUAUACAAAUAUGUGUUCUACCAUGGGAAAGCAACCUUUUAAUGGCAUUGUGCCAAAAUUAAACACUCAAGUCCCUUUAGGGUGCUGGCUCUAUUUUUUUCAAGGCAACAUUAAUGUUCGAGAAUUCUGUAUGGUUGUACGCCCCCCUUUGUUAGUUUUUAUGAUUUGUAUAUGUUGGCUGCAUGUGUAUGUGUUGUCUUUGGUGUUGGAUGUAUAUUGUGUGUGUGUGUGUGUGUGUGUGAUGUCUCUGGUGUUAUGAGUGUGUCUGGUGGCAUUGAGUGCAGUGGAGGGCUUUACGGCAUUGCUUGCAGGCUUGUGAUAUUGUUUCUGCUUAAGAGCUGCCUUUUAUGCAUGUGCGGUCUAUUGUAUUGUGUGUAUGUGUAUCUGUGCUGACUGUGGUAAUAUGUGCAUGCGUGUGUGCUGUCUUUGAUGUCAAGUGUGCGUAUUUGGGCUGUUUGUGGUGGUGUGUGUUUACGUGGACUGUCUGCAUGGCACAAAUGCUAUUCAUGGAUUUGUUUUGAAUUGUAUUUAAAUAUGUAGUAUCCCUGUAAAAGAACAUGUUUAAAUCUUGGCAUAGAUAAAAUGUACUUCUAAGGGAUGUGGAGAGCAAUUUCAGAGUUUGGGUGAAGAAAAUGUUCAAGAGUAAACCUGCAAUUAAUGUACAAAGUUACUAUAAUUAAUUUAAACAUUGUAAUUUUGACUGUAGUAUUUUGAUAAAUUUUAUAUCCUUAAAAACACUUUGUUUGUGUAGAUUGCAAGUGCAACCACAGCUCCUACAAUACCAGCACACCUGUCUCCAGGUCUGCGGGACGUGACUCUUCGGUGUUUGGAACUCCAGCCUCAAGACAGACCACCUUCUAGGGAACUGUUGAAGCACCCAGUCUUUCGAACAAAGUGGUAGAGAAUUUACAAAUGGAAAAAGAUCCAGCUUAUUUUACACAAAAAUUAAAUUGCUACUGACUACGGAACCUGCGGGUCCGGCUAAAAUACAGAAGCGUGUCCUGUUCUUUUAGCCAAAAAUAUGCAUACGUGGUUAUAGGAUCCCGUCCCUGUGCAUGACAAUUCAAAACCUCUAAAAGCUUCAGAGGUAGAGGUUUUAUGUUUCUAAAAUGAAAUAUGUUAAAUAUAUUCUUAAAAUUGUGCCUUUUGGGAGACCCUUUUUCCUUAAAUUAGAAAAUGGAUUUUCCCUUUCUGCCAUUAUUGUAUUUCAAAUAAAAUUACAUAUAUAUAUAUAUAUAUAUAUAUAUAUAUAUAUAUAUAUAUAUAUAUAUAUAUAUAUAUAUAUAUAUAUAUAUAUAUAUAUAUAUAUUUUUUUUUAUUUUUUUUUCAGAAUAUUAAAGCAUGCAUAAAUAUUUUCACACCUGCAUGUAAGUGGCGCACCUGUAAGAAAGCAGUGGUCGAAUGCCUUGUAUGUGACAUGUAUCCUAAUAGGGCAGGGAACAGUAUUCAAUUUUAUGAUUUUAUUUUUUUAGGGAGAAUUGUUAACAAGGCCAUAAAGGUUCUGCAAUGUAGAAAUACUGUCCACACUGUAGUUUGGCUGCCAUUUUAUAACAUGGCCUGACCUCUUCACAGCUUUUUCAUGUUUUAUUCAUUUCUUAGUUACAUCAUUUCAUUUGCAAAUUUGUGUUUGUUUUAAUUGCAUCAAAGCAAACAGAAUUUCAUAUAAAUGUUUAUUUCAGCUCUUUAGAUUUGUUUUUAUUUGACUAGGGCUUUAAUUGCUCUCCCUGUCUGGUCUGUAAAUCUUGAAAUUCUGGAAUAAUCAAUUUUUUUUUUCUCUACUUUUAUAGCGUUUUUAAGCUGUAAAAAAAUCCCAGAUCAACUUUGUGACUUGUCCAAGUUUUUCUUUUUUUUUUUUUUAUAUAGUUUUAAUUAUCAAAUGAUUUAACUGCGGUUUUCCUUCCAGUAUACAUCAUAAAUAGGAACUGGCUGGUCUGCAAUUUAACCCUUUGAAUGCCAGUAGGAUAAGCAUUACUUUUAUUCAUGCCUAAUGUUGCAGACACUCAAAAGGGUUAAAUAGAACAAAAAAAAACUACUUGAAAAUGUCUCUUUUCUUUUUGCGACUGGAGGGCAGUUUUAUGAGCUCAAAGCCUUGCACCUCAUAUGCGCUGAGAACUGAACAUCUCUUGCAUCUGCUAUGCUGGGGAUACUUUGUUGAAUUUUAAAUGUUCUAUUUAAAAGGGGUUUUAUGGGUUAUUUUGUGCAUGUAAAACUGAAGGAAAAUGGCAGCUGUUGCAUUGCUUUGUUAUCCUUGGUAUAGGUUUUUAAUCAAAUCUUUUUAUUUUAUUUUUUUAACUCAUUGGAAGACAGUUGGUAUGUUGCACAUUGAAAGAAUUACUCAGGAUAAUUAAAAUAAGCUACUGUACAUUUCAUCAGAUGUACUCUUUACGAUUUAGAAAAAAGAUUUGUCAGAAAAUAUCUGAAUAGCCAUGAAAAUGCAUGCAACGCCAAGGCGUUAAUGUGAACGCUUUGAAUCAGACAUUCCUUUUUGUGUGACAACCAAGAAAGUUCCAAAGAGUUAAACUAUUCCUAAAUGUGAAAUUUGGUAGCUCUAACUGUAAUUUACUUGACUCUUAUGCUAUGGCCUCAAAGUCUUAAAACUCUGUCUCCCCAAUCUUUAAUUGCUUAGACGCACUCUCACGAUUCUGCUCUAUACUGGAAGAUUGGCGCUUUACCUGGCAGAGCAACACCUCCGCUGAUCAGUGUUACUUUGUAGAUUACUAUGUCUUCCACAUUUCAAGCUCUCUUCCAUUUUGGGUUUGUGCUACUUUUCCUACUGCUUUAUUGUAAUUGUGGUGUUCCUUUUUUUUUUUUAAAUGCAAAUUGUGAUGUAAUCUUAUUUCUUUGGAUCAAAGCUGGACUGAAACUUGUGUUGUAUAAUUAUUUUUGUGAUGUUUUUUUAAUGUUAUUUGGUACUUUUUUCCCAAGUUGUAAAUAACGCCUACUGUUUGUUCUGGUCUUGACUACCUCAGGUGUCCUAUAGAUUUUUUUUAUUUUAUUUUUUUCUUCUACCAAAGUUCACGUUCACAAUGAGACUAUAUAUUUGCUGUAUGAUUCCUAAGACUUCCAGGGCUCAAGGGCUAAUUUCUCUUAGCGCCUUAAUGUGCAAGCAAAUGUUGCAGAAAUCUGUGGGUUAAGAAAAUGUGGCUUAAAUGUAUCCUUUUAUUAUUUUAAAUAUAUCAAGAUAUUUUAAUUAUUAAAGGUUUUUAACCCAUG
Messenger RNA from Pelobates cultripes (western spadefoot toad), 75869 nucleotides. Lineage: Eukaryota; Metazoa; Chordata; Amphibia; Anura; Pelobatidae. The record is from the annotation of a GenBank genome assembly.